Messenger RNA from Apis laboriosa (Himalayan honeybee), 50886 nucleotides. Its product is annotated as titin-like. Lineage: Eukaryota; Metazoa; Arthropoda; Insecta; Hymenoptera; Apidae. The record is from RefSeq and is a predicted model, not a curated record. The annotation marks the transcript as partial. The transcript is spliced from 108 exons.
AUGCCCACGAAGAAUCUGGAGGUAGUGGAUAUUUUAGAAGCCCUCGAAUCGAAGCUCGCGUACAUUCCAGGAGGACGUGACAGGGAAGGAAGACCUUUGAUGGUGGUCAAUGUUCCCUCAGAACUUCAACCGACCACGAAACCAAGGUUGGAAAUGACGUUCUGUAUAAUUGGAAUGCAAAUGACUUGUGACUCUUCAUGGUAUAGCGAGGAGACGAAGAAGAAUGGAUUGGUCUUGAUAGUGGACGCGAGAAAGGGUGCAUGGAGGGUGGCAAGAUCUUGCAUCAGGUUGUCUACUGUACUUCUGGGAGCUUCUGCCGCAUCCGUCAUCGUGGUGCGCCCUGAUGGCUUCUGGGACAAGAGGGUGGACAGUUGCACGAAAUCGCACAAGGAAGGAGAGCCGACGUACCUCACCCUGACGAGGCUCCAGCUCCACGUCGACUUUGCACAGCUGCCGUACGAGCUGGGUGGCAACAAACUUUACGAUCACGUGGAUUGGAUCCAGAAGCGCGUGAAAGUGGAGGAUUAUACCAAGGAUGCAUCCGAUCUCAUCACUAAAAUGGCAGAUCUACACCGAAGAUUGAUCAAUUUGGAUGGGUUUCGAAUGUCAGAGUCGGACGACGAUUUGGAAUCUUAUUGGGGUAUGAGCAACGAAUUAACAGCUCAUGCACGACAUAUUCUUCAAUCAGGAAGAAAUUUAGUCGGUUCGAUGGCCAGAGAAUCUUCGAAAGAUACAUUGGACAGUACAAAAAGAAUUCACGAGCUUAUCGACUCCAUCGAACUGAAGAAGUUGGACAUCGAAAAUUCUUGGUCAGAAAUGGAGAAGAAUUUGGAUACAGCCAGGGUGAUCGGUGAUCUCGAGAAAGGUGUGUCACGUGUUACAGAUUGGAUCUUGGGACCAGCUGACGCCAUGUUGAACUCUUGUUGCCAGGUUGGAUUUGACGUCUCUUCCUCGGAAGAACUUCGCAGACGUCACGAGGAACUCGAAUUAGAAUGCAGGGAAACUUAUGGACGAUACGCGGAACUGCUUCACAAGAUCGACAGUUUACCAAGCACGCGUUUAUCCGAGGAUUUGAAAUCUCAGAGAGAUUUCAUGGAUUUCGUGUGCAGAAGUUUUGCAAACAGGCUCGAGAGACGGCGAAACGUGUUAAUCACUUCGCAAAGAUUUUUCAGGCUAGUUUCCGAGUACUUUGACAAAACGAGCGAAGUCUUCGAUAAAUUAGUGAUGGGCAACAGAACUCACGAUUUUUCACAAGCUGGAGCCAAUCUUUUGAAAUUGCAACAAAGCCAAGGAAUCUUGGAAUCUCUGGAACGCGAGUUGGUAAAGGAAGGUGAAAAAUUAUCGGACAUUUUGUCGAUGCCAGUGAAGGACGCGCUUGGACGCGAUGUGCAUGUUGACUAUGGCGAAGAUAUAGUCAACGUCCGAGAUAUUUUGGAUGCGACGAACGCCAGGAAGAAUAUUUUCAAUGACAGCGUCGAGCUGCAGAAACUCUCCCUAAAGCAGACAGCAUUGAUAUACAUUUACGAAAACGAUGGCGAACAGGCUGUAAAAUGGUUGAACGAUUUGUACAAUGUUUUAUUGAAAAACCAUAUGGAGAUUGGUUGCAACGCGAUCGAGAUACAAUCCCAGAAAGAGGAGCAUCAAUCGUUUCAAGAAACCGCUAAGGGAACGUACGACUAUGGUUGUCAAUUGGUGAAUGGUGCACGAGUGUUGAGGUUAUCGUGCAGGCUGCCACUGGAAAGUAACGCGAGUCUGUUCUCAAGGCUGAGACAAGCUUGGAAACGGCUUCGAUCCGUUGGCCAGGAACAAUUAACGAGACUGAGAGUGUGCGCCGUUUUCCAUAGAAGCGUCGAAGAUCAUUGUUCCAAGUUGCACGACUUAAUAGAGACCGUGGUAUCUCUGCGUCGCUCGUUGAGGCUCGAGGAUCUAGCAGCUGAGGCGAGAGCCAAGGCAGAAAUAAGGAACAUCCUGGGCAAUCGCGAAAAGCUCCUCCUCGAAGUCGGUCGAAUGGUGAGGCUUGGUCGUCUGUUGAGGACACGCCUGAAGGAGCCACUAUGUCAUCAACGGCAAGUACGACAAAUGUCCGAAGCCGAGGAUGCCUCCUCGGGCAAAGGCAGUAACCUGACAGCGGUGGAGGCGAUCUCGGCGAGGUUGGCGGAAGUAACCCGUCUCGCCGAGAAGUUGGACGCGAAACUUUGCGAGGCUGGUGCCAGGACUCGUCCAGUCCCAAUGUCAUCGUCCGCCGUCUCCUCCACCUCCUCCCUCCUCUUGUCCUCGAACGCGCCCCCCACUUCCGCUUCGAGUCAAAUCCCCACGAUUUCGGCUGUCACAACUUCGUCGAUCGGGAUCACCGCACCGUUGAUCAGCUCCUCGACGGUGCAACUUCAGCCCAAAUGCGUGUCCACGAUACUCUCCUCCUCUGUGACGAGCAACGAGAACGUUGGCACGACCACCAAAGAUUCGGCGCAGAGUGUGAACGGCACGGGUGUUGGUGGUGAAAAGGUGGAGAGCAAGGUAGAGGAUGAGGGGAAGGCUGGCACAGGGGAAGAGAGUAGGCAGGAUGAUUUGGGUGGGAUGAAUGAUGAGAAGUUGAAGGGAGAAGUCGCGGAGGACGUGAUCGAAAAGUCAUUCGACGAUAAUCUAGCCGAAGAUUCGAACAUGGACGAAUACGUAACUGCGACCGAAUGUUCAAUCACUCCGACAGUUCGUUCGAGGAGCGAAUCUUUCGUUACGUCUCCAGAAUGGGAAGAUCUCGUUGCUCCAACAUCCGUGACACAUAGUUGCGAUACUGGGUGGAACAUCGAAGAGACUAAACUCAAACGGACGGAAGCUUCGGGAACAGAGAAAAUCGACGCUUCGAUGGAUAUUCCGAAACCGGAAGUCGAGGAGACAGAGAACGAGGGAAAACAGAGUGAGAAGCUCGUGUCGAUGGAAAAAAGAGUAGAAGAGAAAUCCGGGAAGAUAGUGAAGGAAGUUACGGAAACGACGACUUUACGAGUGUCUCACGAUACUCGUUUAGAUAUUGCGUCUUACAAGGUGAUAUCCAACACCACGCAAGAUCAUCGAGAAAACGUAGAUGUUAAGGAAAUCAAGGAUCUCGAACGCAUCGUGUUGCCGGAUGUCCACGAGAAAACGAAUGGAUCGCACUACGAGAUGGAUUCCGUUAGCAAAUCGGAAUCGUACAGUCGCAGAGACGAAUUAUCCACGAAAACAGACGACACCGAACGCGUGGUAAAAUUCGCGAAGAUCUGCGAAAUAAAUCAAGAAUCGCGCACGAUCCCUGUCGACACGUCGGCGAAGGAUAUCGCUCUGUCCUUGAAGGAAUACAGACGACGCCACGAGGACAGUGGGAUCGAGAUGUCGCCGACGAAGAAAGACGAAAACCUCGAGGGCCAAGAUUUCCUCGAAGCGGCGAGGAAGAGAAGAGUUGCGAGAAUGGUAGACGGGCACGACUCGAUGGAAACGGCGGAGAAUAGCGAGGGUCCUCGUGAGAAGGAAUCACGAACAAUGGUGGAGAGCAACGAGGAUGGAACCCAACAAACCACCAGCCCGACCACCACCAUAAGCACCAUAGCAGUGCAGAGCGGUGAAACGCGUCUGGUGAUCGCUCUACUUCAAAGCGGAGAAUGGCUGAGAUUGAAGGUCCUGGAGGUUCAACCAGAACUAACGAAGCUCGGUGCCACGGUGGAGGAAGCCACCGAGCUCUCGAAUGCGCACGACGAAGUUCUGCUUCGAUUGCAGAGCAAACAGAGCCCGGUGGAGGAAUUGCUCCGGCAGGCUGAUCAGUUGAUCUCGAACCAAAGGCCAAGAGCGGAAGUGUACGCCGCGAUGGCGGAAACUUUGGGCCAAGCUUGGCGCGAUGUGAACGAGCUUUUGGAACGUCGAAAACAAAUCCUCGACUCGAACGUAUUAUUCCAAUGUCGAGCGGAGGAGUGUCGAGAGAGCAUGAGAGCAUUGGAGAUGGCUUGUAACGACACGUUGCUGCCGAUCGAGAUCGAGGCGGUGAAGAAUUUCUUGUCGAAAAUCCACGAUCUUCGAAAGAACAUGCUCGAGGCGUUGAUGGGCGCGUUGCAAGAGGGGAAGAAUUUAUUGGACCGGCUGAAGGAGAUAGCGAACGAAGGCACGUUGGACUCCAGGCCUGAGAGGAUCAAGCUCGAAGCUGAUCACGCCGUGUUGAAGGUUGAGAAAUGGUUGGAAGAGCUUCACGACAGGAGACGGUUGAUCGAGGCAUCGUUCCGCAGUAGAAAGACACAAUUGGAGCAAUGUCUGGCUUUAGCUCUGUUAGCGACCGAUCUACGCGAUCUCGAGGAGAUCUUGAACGAUAGAAUCGCUGCUCUGUCGAGCAGCUGCGAUCAGCUGGGAGAUUCCGCGUCGAGCGCGGAAUUGCUCCUGUUCGAAUUGAAAAAAUUACAGGCUGAGGCUAAGGAAUUUCAAGACAGAUCGAUCAAAAUAACGAAAUCGACCGAACGAUUAGUGUCAUCGGGACACUUUGCCGGUGAACAGGCGACCGAACAAGCUUAUGCGAUCCUUGGCGCCGCGGCUGAUUAUGUCAAUGAUUUAGAUCAGUAUGAGUCGUUGUUGAAUAGAGCGGUGGCCUUCUUUGAUUCGGCAAGAUCGGCAAUCACGAAGCUAGAUCAAUUGGAGAUUCAGUUGGUGACCACAGAGCAUCCCCCGUAUUCGACGAGAUUAGCUCGUUUCCAUGCCCAGACCGUCGCCACCAUCGAAGACGUUACAGCGAAACCUUUGGCGGAAGGAUACGCCCUCUUGGACAUCACAGGAAGAGGAGCGCCUGGGGCUGAGGGUGUGAAACGGGCGGUGGAGGAGUUGGAGAACCGGAAGAUCCGGUUGAUGGAACGGUGCACGGCCCACGAGAAGGAGAAUCUCGAGAUAUCGAGGAUCAUAAACACGUUCCUGGACAAGCACGACGAGCUGAGAAAGUGGUUAAUGAGCAUACCAGAAGCGUUUCUUCAGGGCCACCAAGACAUGGGCAGCGACGUCACAAUGGCGGAGGAUUUCUGCAGGCUUCAUCGCCAACUGUUGACCGAUCUCGAGCAGAGAACCGACGAGGUCGAGCAUCUCGAGUUCGAAAUUCUUCCGAUCAGGGAACGGCUCGACGAUUCGCAGAAGUUGGAAUUGCAAUCGAAGGUCGAGGAGUUGAGGAACUCAUGGUCGAAGACAAAGGAUUUGGUGGCGGGAAGAAUCGAUUUAGGGUCCCUUUACCUUCAAUUCCACGUGGUGGUCGAGGAGUUGACGAAGGAGAUCGAGUCCAUUGAAGCCGAGUUGAAGAGGCACGUUGACGUUUUGGACGAGGGAAGGAUCGAGCUGAUUGGAAGACGUUGGAAGGAUCUUCAACCACUUUACGUGAGAUUAACCGGUACAGGGAAGGCGUUCUUGGAUGCUGCUGUCAAGAUCGACGAUCCCUAUUUGGAUGUGCCGAGGGCCUGCAUAUGCGUUCAGAUGCUUUUAGAAAAGUUUGCCAAUAAACAGUUGACCGUGACGGAAUCGUGGGAGAAAUGGCGAACCACGAUCGAGAUUUUGAGGGAGAAACGGAUCGAGCAUGAACGAAAAAUAGAAGAAAGUACAAGGACGAUGGAAUGGGUGUCUAAAUUCAGCGAGCAAUUGUAUCCAGUGAUCACGUCUCUUUCUCAUCAGACAGCGAACAUUCUCCAAGAUCUGGCAGGAUCCAAAGAUCGUAUCCUCCCUGAGUUGAACAAAGCUGUGGACGAGUUGGAUUCAAGGAUCAAAGGACUCAAUGCUUUGGCACAAAAAGGCGAAGUGCAAAUCGAGGAUGAAAUCUUGAAGAGGCUUCGUCAGAUGCACGAGAAUCUUCGUACGACCGCCAGGGAUUAUGAAAAUCUCCUCGAAUCGUUGAUCUCUAUCUUCAAAACUAUCGAAGAGGUGGAGCACAAAAUCGAGCAGCUGAAGAGUCAAGUAUCGCGUGUAACGUCCCUGAAAAAAUUAUCCGAAGUACAGGCUCUAUUCAACGAGCUGGACGCUAUGAGAUGGUCAAUCUCCGAGAGGCAGAGUGAGAUCGGAUCGAAGGUGAGAGAAACGAUGGUUAAAAUCGAGCGGCAGGAACCACCGGAGGCUGGUGUCCACGACAUCGAGAAAUUGAGACGCGCCUUGGACUCGUUGUCCACCGAUUUCGAAGUGUUUUGGUCACAGACCACCACCAGAAUCGAAGAGUAUCGGCGAACUUGCACCUUCGCCGAGGAUCUAGAGAGGAUCGAAAAUGAGCUGCUCGAUUUGAACGAACAUUUGAAAAAGGUGGAUACGAAGAUCGGUGAGAAUCUUCAGACGGCAAGGGCCGCCGCUUCUUCGUUCGUGCAGUUCGAGAAAACUGUCACGAUUUUGGAAGAGAGGAUCGAGACCUUUGUGAGAACGACAGAAGAGUCGAUCAAUGUUUUGACGCCUCAAAUCAUGAAGGAUGUUUCCUCGUUGAGAGAAAGAUGGAGAAAUUUGAAGAGGAAGAUCGAAGAAACGAAGAAACGAACGAAUUUGGCCAUAGAGUAUUUCAUGCUCCUGGAGGAAGCCAAGGAAUGGAAUAGGGAGGGUAGUAAAUUGUUGGUGGUGAUAGCGAGGAAGGCAACCACGGUAAAGACGCCUAAAGACGCGAUGGUGUUGCUUCAAGAAAUUGAGAGUUAUCUGAAGCCAGGUGAAGAGAUGCAGGAAAAGAGAAUCGAAAAAUUAAAAGAAUUGUCGACGAUUGUUUUUGACACGGAUAGAUUACCACAGUUCAACGAAGUCGUCGUCGAGAAUCGGCAGAUGUUGGAUUCCUUCGCCGUCAUUUCAUCCGAGCUACGAACGCUGGCCCAAAAUUUGAAAAAUGCCGAAGAUUUACAAGAGAAAUUAAGAAUAGAAAAACGGGAAGCGGAUGAAAAAUUACAAGCCGCAAAAAUGGAAAUGGCUGCCGCGGAGGCAGCGAGAGAAGAAGCGGAGAAUGCGAAGAAAAUUGCCGAGAAAUUAGCGGCUGAAACAUUGGAAAAAGCAACCAUAGAAGCGAAAAGAUUGAAGGAAGAGAGAAAAAUUCAAAAAGUUUCUACUCCUCCAUCGUUUUCGGUGUCGGCACAAACGGAGAAGAUCGAAACUGAUGAAAGUUAUGUCAAAGAAAUGAUCACUUCCGCCACCAUCAAAAAAGAAAUACACAUCUUACAGAAGACGGAAAUUGAGAAAAGGGUACCGUCUCGUGAACCAAGCCCACAAAAGAAAAUCAUCACCGAAGAAACUCGCGAAAAAUCAGUUGAAAGAAUGCACAAGGAAAAUGUUCCAUCAUUGGCACCAGAGUUUACGAUUCCUUUACAUGACGCCACCGUACAGGAAGGAGAGAAAUUCACCUUCCAGUGCAAUCUCAUUGGCCAACCAACACCGGAAGUAAUAUGGUACAAGGAUGGAAUCUCGAUUUUGAAUAAUCCUGAUUACUUGACCACUUACAUUCAUGGAAUUUGCACAUUGACGAUCGAAGAAACUUUUGCCGAAGAUUCUGCGAAAUACACUUGCAAAGCCUUCAAUAUAGCUGGAUCAGCGGAAACUUCCGCCACAUUGACUGUCAAAGAAACUGCACCGGAAGAGCAACCGAGUCCUCCAGUUUUCGUGAAAGAGUUGAUGGCCUCAGUGGCUUUAGAAAAUUCUUCUCAUCGAUUGGACUGCAUCGUCGAAGGUAAUCCACUGCCAACCGUCCAAUGGUUCAAGAACGACCUGAACAUCGAUAAUUCUCCCGAUUACGUUAUCACUUAUAAUAAUGGCGAGGCUGUAUUAAAGUUCGAGGAAGUUUUCUUGGAAGACAAAGCUACUUACACUUGCAAGGCCACGAAUAGAUUGGGCCAAGCCUCCACUUCCGCUUUUCUCGACGUUGAACCUGCGGAAUUCACUUCGGAGAAACCAUAUUUUGUCAUACCUCUUUCGAAUGCCAUGGGAAGAGCAGGUCAAAGGGUGAAACUCGAAUGCGAAGCGAAAGGGAAUCCUAUGCCCGCUUUAACUUGGUAUCACGAUGGAAGACCCGUCGAAGAAAGCAUGAAUUUGAAGAUACAAAUGGACGGUGGACGGACCAGUUUGGUCAUCUCGGAGGCGUUCGCCAAGGAUGCCGGAUGUUACACGGUCGUCGCCAAGAACGAAGCGGGCGAGGCCACGGUCUCUUGCAACGUGUCCGUGAAGGGGCGGCUUCCGCACGAGACGAGCGACUCGGAAUUCGCCUGCAGCGACAUGGAGCCCGUCGUGCCCAAGAUCCAGAUGCCGUUGAAGGACCUCAAGAUUCAGGAGGGCCUCUCCGUUCGCCUCGACUGCGUGAUCGUUGGACAACCUGAGCCGGAAUUGGGACAGGUGAUUUGGUAUCACGACGAUCAACCUGUGAAGGAAUCGGCCGAUUUCCAGCUGUUGUUCCAGGGUGACAAGUGUUCCUUGGUCAUUCACGAGGCUUUCUUAGACGAUGCUGGUGUGUACAAAGUAGUCGCCAUUAAUUCUGGCGGUGAAGCAUCUAGUCAGUGCACAUUAACAGUGACACCGGUUACUGUUUCGGAGAAAUUGGACAGAGCGCGAACAGAGAUCGAAGAAACAUUCGUCGCUGGUUCGCCACCAAGAUUCGUCAAACUUCCAACCGAUUCUCUCGUAGCGGAAGGCGAGACCGCCAUUUUCGAGUGCGCGGUGGUUGGAGAGCCGAAACCGGAACUGAGAUGGUUCUCCGACAGUGGCGAGGUCACUGAGAACGAACGCAUUCUGAUCCAGCGAAAGGAGGAUGGAACGAGCAUCUUGAAGAUUUCUUCGGCGAUUCCAGAGGAUAAGGGAAAUUACGUGGUCAAAGCGUUCAAUGAACACGGAGAAGCGAAAGCUUUCGCUCGAUUGGUUGUCAGAUCGUUGGGUGACUUUAGAAGGAAGGAAGAAUUUGUAAAGAUGGAGGAGAAACUGAUUGCUCCCACGUUCAAGGAGAGAUUCGAGGACAGAAGAGUGAUCGAGGGUGUCUCCACGAAAUUUGAGUGCAUCGUGGUUGGAAAACCAUCUCCAAAAAUUCAAUGGUUAUUUAACGAUCGCCCCGUCCACGGCAAGGACUUCUUGGUCUCGGUCAGCGGGGAUCGACAAGUGCUGACGAUUCCAGAGACCGGAAGUACGCAUGCCGGUACGAUUUCCUGCGUGGCGGAGAACGCUGCUGGAAAAGCGAUUUGCAGUGCUCGUCUAGAGAUCGGUGGCAGGUCGGUGGAGGAGGUGAGAAAAGUUGGGGAAAAGAGGGUGGUCGACUUAGUCGAGAGAUCGCCCGCCGACGAAAUGCACGCAGCGAGCAGCAGCGAGAAACACUUCUCCUCGGAGAAGUCCGAGGGCGAGGGGGAGAGCCAGGUGUUGACCAAGAUGUCGCAGACCAUCACCGAGUCCACGACCACCCACAAGACGACCAAGAAGGAGUACAUCUCGUCCACUACGUCCUCCACCUUGUCGAAACCUGGACAGGAACCCACCAGCGUGUCCGUGAAGACUACUGUACAUAGCACGGAACAGUCGUCCUCGGAGAAUGGAGCGCCUCCUGUUGUGCAGUCGUACAAAGUCGAGGAACACGAAAAGAUCAUUCAAGACCAACCAGGCGAGAUUCGUCAAGAAAAAACCGUGGUGAUAUCUCAAGACGAGGAAGGGAUCAAACAAAAGGAUGUCAAAGCUGCGCAAAUAUCGAAACCAACCAGAAAGUCGACUGCGCCGAGAUUCGUUUCGCCUCUCACAGGGAUGAUCGUGGAUCAGGGCACUGAUAUUAUCCUCGAAGGAAUUAUCGAUGGAUUCCCUCAGCCUUCAAUUAGCUGGUCGAAGAACGGGCAAGAACUGAAAACGAAAGAUGGAAUGACGAUCACUUACGCUCAUAAUCAUGUCCGUUUGGAACUGAAGAACGUAAAUGUUAAGGAUGCGGGACGAUACACUUGCACUGCCAGCAACGAAGUCGGUUCUGCUAGUAGCACGGCUGAUCUUGUCGUAAAAAAAACGAUAUUCCCACCGGUAUUCGGCAGAAGAUUGCAAGCUCAAGUUGUGAAACGUGGAGAACGAGUCAAUAUGGAGGUAGAAAUCACAGGAACACCGGAACCCACGGUUACAUGGUUCAAGGACGAUGUCCCUAUCAAAGAACGUCCACCUGAAUUGAGGAUUAAGCAGCAAGGAAAUUGUUACAUGCUCAUUAUUGACAAAGCUGAAAAAGCGCAUGCAGGGAAAUAUAUGGUUCGAGCAACAAACGCCGGUGGUGAAGCCCAAAGUAUAGCAGACUUUGCUGUCUUCGAGCCAACGCCUGAUACUAUGACGGAAGUUCAUAAAACUGUUAUUUACGAGAAUGUGCAAGACAAGAAAGUCACUCAGUCCGACGAAAAGAAGAGAGAGGUUCCUUCUAGCAAACUUCCUUCAUCAACGACGAUUCAGCAGAUUCCGCCGUUAAAAACGACACCUAUCGUGUCAUCCACCUCGAUAUCGGAAACGACCAAAACCGUAGAAAAGAUAGAGGAGCCGGAAAGCAGGAUGAGUCGUUCGGAAACAAUCUCGUCCACGGUCGAAUCACAUCAGUCGCAAUCAAAAUCGGAGCAAAAGUUCCACAUGAAGUUGGAGCACAAGACGCCAAUCAUACCAGAGCCAAGGAAGGAAGAAAAGACGAUAACGAGGGAAGUGAUUCGCGAAGAAGUCGAGAAGAAAGGCGCCGAGCCGAAGGCUACAGUGAUCGAGGAGAGGACGAAGAUCGAGAACGAAAAUAUAGAAACAUCGACGAUAGCCAAAAAGGAUGCAUUAAGCUUCUUCGAAUCGAUGACGAAGGAAACGGAAACUACGCCUAAAGGUCCCAAAGAGAUGAUUAAACUAGUGGACGAUGCUGAUGGCCACGAAGUGAAGGUUGGAAAAUUGACGAAGAACUACGAGAGAUCAACUACGUUCCAGGAGGUGAAGAAACCUGAACCGAAACCUGCAGAGAUUCAAACGACGAAGAAAGCUGUCCACGAGAUAUUCACGAAAUUGGAGCAAGGGAGUGCAGCUUCUCGUGGAGUUGAUAAUAAAUUGUUCGAUUUUCCGUACGAACCGUACAAGCCACCUUCGGUAGAGACCAAGAAGACAGUUGUGGAAGAAACAGUUAGCUCAGGAUCGUCGUCUGUUCAAGGAUCACUGAUAAUGUCGUCGAAAAUGGAGAGCAAAGUGGAAAGUAAAAUGGAGAGCAAGUCAGAAUUAUUGGAAAGUUUUAAUUUGGUGCCAGAGCCUCCACCGGAGAUUGGUUACAUGCCGAAGCCGGAAGAAUUAAAAAAAAAACGCCCUGAAGUAUCGAUCAAAGCUAAACAGCUCCAAGAAUCCUUCGAUAGAACCCUGUCCCCGAUAGAUGCGCCUGUUGGCGGUGUGAAGAUUUUCCCCACGCCUUCUCCAAAGGUGGCCCCAACGUUUUCCAUGCCACCAUCAUCCUUUGAGCUCGAGAAGAAAGAGGUAGUCGAGGAGCCUUGCGUGAGAAAGGAAAUCCACGAGAAAAGGGACUACGUGUCUUCGUUCAGAGCUAUGUCUCCUAGCAGACCUUGGUCAUCGUCGUCUGACGUGGAAACCAGAUCACACGUGUCCACUGAUCUGUCAGAAUACAGGUGUCACUCUGCAGCGUCGAGUCAUCAAGAGAUACUCAGAUCUACCUCGCCCAGACCAUCGGCUGACGCCUUGGCUAUGGAGAAAUCCUGGGCAAAGAAGUGUGCCGAGUCUAGCCGGAAAUCGUGGCCUCCGCAGGAAGAGUCGAGACUCAAGCAAGAAUGGCAAACCCCUGGUGAAGAGUACAAGAGUUCGUCGAAGGAGUUUAGGAAGGAAGUCGAAGAGACGCCUGAAGGCGGUAUCAGAAAGACCAGCAUGGAAUCGUCCAGCACAACUGAGAGGCGGUCCUGGAGUUCGAAACAGGAAUCGAUGGAGAAGAUCUCGAAGAGAGCUCCGUCACCACUGAAAACGCAACCGAUCAUCUACAACGCGGAAACAAUUAAAGUAGAUCACGUGGUGAACAAGAUGGAAGAGAAAUCUCUGUAUGAGAAGUACACUAGUGAGAGCGACAUUAAGAAGCUGGAAAAAUCUGAAAAGUUCGAGGAGAAAUAUUCGAAAAAGUGGGCAGGCUCGGAUGAUUUAAAAGCUCCUGGUCUUGUCAGGAGUGUGGAACCACCUAAAAGACCCGUCAUUCAAUUGUACCACCUUACUCCACCUACCGAGCAAAUUAUUUUAGAACCUGGCCCACCUCCGGAAAUCGGAUAUAUUCCAGCACCGGUAGUCAAAGAGAAGAAGAUCGAGAAGAUAGAGAAGAAUUUGGAAGUGUCGUUGGAGCAUCAGCCAGCUAAGAUCCCUCCAGGAGGAAUCAGAACUAUUCCUCCUGUGCCGAAGAAGGAGGAACCUCCAGCACUGCCUCCGAAAGACGUCAAAAUGACUCCACCGCCAAUUCCAGCCAAACAACCUAUCGAACCUCUGGAACCGUUUCCAUUCAAGCCUUCCCCUGCAUCUGCACCGAUGAAGAAGGUGCCUCCUCCACCAACUCCUACGAAAUUCGUCAAAGGAAGUUUCACCCAGGAAAGCGACUAUGAAUCGGACAUGGACGGUCACAUGAAAGCAAAAUGGAGGCCGUACGAGAGUGACGGCGAGGAGCCACGUUACAGAAGAGUCCAAGCUCCAGUGCCCAAGCCGACUAGACCUAGAUCGACCGAGCCUGAACCACUUCCUCCCUCUAAAUUCGAGGUGCCUCCAUCGACUGUAGGUCCGCCUAGACCAGUGAUCACCAAGGAACAACAGGAAAAAGUGUGCAAGAAGACUAUCGCUACCACUGUCAAGAGGCAAGAGAGAGAGAUAAAACAACAGCAGCAACAAAAGUUCCAAGUGGGCCAGCCACCUGCUAUCGAAUUGAAAUCAGGCUCUCCAUCUGUCUACGUCCAACCAGCCGCGAAGAGUCCAACUCCACCCGGGAAGAAGCCAGAAUCUCCUAAAUUAAAGGUGAAAACGUUCCAACAGGAAAGUGGUUACAUGGCAGACACGGACGAGCCUUUCCAACAGAAGUCGUCGAUUCAAUCGGUGCAAAAGAGCUUUGGCAAACACGAAUCUUCGUCGUCUAUGACCUCGCAAACGGAGUCUCGCACUUCGUAUUCUGAAAGUCGAUCGGAAUAUUUCGAGAGCAAGAGCUACGACAGCCGACAACAGCAGCAACAGAAGAAAGAAUCGUUUAUCGCGCCAUCCGCUCCCUUGGUUACGAAACAACCUGUACAACCACCGGUUCAGCAACAACGUAGCUCGUUCGUUGAGAAGAGCUACGUAUCUUCCGCGUCCCCAUCGAGAUUCAGUUCCACGAAGGAAACUAUUUAUACGACGGAUCAAUCGCACAAGAAGCUAGAGACAACGAAAAAAAUUCUGCCGCCCUCUCCGAGUCCUUCCAAAUUCGUGAAGGGCGAAUUUCGCGAAAGCGACUACGAGAGCGACUACGACGGCAGAAUACCACCUCUUUGGAAACCGCGAGGCUAUGAAAGCGACGACCAAUCUUUCAGAUCCGUGAAACCGAAUCUCGCUGGUCCAGGAAAGCCCAAGGAGCCUCGAGCGCCGUUCAUCGAGGAGCUCGAGAAGAAGAAGGAGGACAGAGUCGCAACGCCGACCAAACCGAAAACAGUUCUUCUUCCCGGCUCUCCGCCUGAGAUAGCCUAUGCACCGCCUCAACCGACCUACUACGAGGCUCGAUCGGGCAUACCUUUCCACAACGCGAUCGGUACAGAGACGAAGAAGACGGUCAGGAUGGACGAGUCGACCGAGAACAGCAGAAGGAUCGUCACUGUCGAGCAAACGAGUCGGGUGAUCAAGUUCGGCGAUCAGAAACCCACCGCCACCGACUUCAGAGGCUUCGAGGGCCCCGAUCAAAGGCAGAAGGCGGCGUUCAAGGUGCCGACCCCGAAGAAGUUCGUUCAAGGUCAAUUUAGGGAAUCGGAUUACGAGAGCGACAUCGACACGAGGAUCAGAGCGAGAUGGGCACCGGCCGAGAGCGACACCGAGGAGCCAAGGUACAGGAAGGUCCAAGCGCCCACGACGAAGGCGCCAAGGUCGGCCAGCGCCCCUGUCAGGCAGGAACACGUGGUGUCCCCGUUGGAGUUCGACACCGGGCCACCCGUGUUGAAGAGGCAGACCUCGAUGACCCAACUUCGGGACGAGGGCAGGGCAACUCAGGUGAAGAGGGAUGUUGUUGGCUCGGGGCAGGAGGAGUUGCUGAAGCCCGGCUCGCCUCCGGAAUUCGGUUUUAUCUCGAGGAGCGAUGUGAAGAAGGCGGCUACUCACGUCGCGUCGCGACACAUGAGCGACAUGACCACCAGCUUCAAGUCGAAAACCGAGAAAUUCGUCAGCGACAUCCAGUCGGAUCUGAAGCAGGGCAAGCCGAUCCUGAAACAUCCGGCCGACAGUCGAGCAAGCGAUGGCGACGAGCCCAGAACUUACAGAGAGGAGUCUCGACACUCGGAACAUGGAACGAAGCACAUCGACCCAGACACCGGCCUCAUAUACUUCAAGUACGACUUCGGCUACGAGUUCGGGAUCGUGCUCCCCGGCGAAGGCAAGAGAACAGUGACCAGCACGAACAGGACCAUCCAAGGUCAACGGCGAGCAAGCGACAUCGAGGUGCCCAUCGUCCACGAGUUCACCACAACCAGAAGGGAGAACGGUUUCGCGAAGAGGAGCAGCUCGACGUCGUCCUCGACGCGUCAGGGCAAACCGACGGGGAAAUUCGGCACUUCGAAGACCGUGAAGUGGGAGCCGACAUCCGAGAGCGAGUUCUCCGAGGCGGAGGACGCGAGAAACGCGAGAAAGAGGCAGCAAGAUGGCGGUAGCGCGAUGGCGCCACCUAGCCUCGUUAUACCUUGUUCACCAUCGCCGUCCAGAUGGGAUCACACGACGCCCAGUCCGCUUUCCCUCAGCCCAAGCUUACCAAGUCUCUCCCCCAGAUACAGUAGUGCCACAGGACCACCCAGCAACGUCGACUCCGCAGGAUCACCGUGGCCAACCACUAAUGGAGUGGCCUCGAGCAAAGAAGUGAUUCAGCCUUACCUAGAAAUACUACCGAAAAAGGCACCCCUUUUCAUCACGCCUUUGAAAGAUAUAGCGGUGGUGAGCGGGCAAACAGCAAGAUUCGAGUGCAUCGUUCAGGCUGAACCUCAGCCUAACAUCCUUUGGUCCAAGGACGGAAGGAUUAUUGAGAAUUCUUCGUGCUACGAGAUCCAUUAUCGAAAUGGCGUUUGUCGUCUGACCAUAGUGCGAGCUUUUCCUGAGGAUGCUGGCACUUACGCGUGCACCGCAACGAAUAGCUUAGGUUCGACAGUAACUUCUGCCACCUUGCAGGUGCCAGGAGUACCUUCGCCAUUUUACGGAACGUACAGGGACCAAAACAUCAACGAGAGGGCCAUGGAGAGCCCGCCCAGGUACGUGGCUCUCAAAGACCUAUUUCUUCCGCAAGAGAACGACGUGAAAUCGAUACCUGCGGAUCGUCAACAUUCUACGCGACACGAUUACUCGGUCCCGUGGAAUUUGAACGCGGAUCCCAGUUGCGCAGGUGGCGGCUAUCGCGAGAGGCGAAUUACGACGGAAGAAUGCGAGGAGAUAACGGAUCGAAAUACGAUAGCGCGGCGACUCGGGUAUUCCGAUUUCGAGGCGAACGAUUCGUUUCGCGAUGAUUUCUGCUUCGAUCGCGAGUAUUCCCGCUCCGCGAAGCCGAGGACGGAGGACGGAGUUCAAGGGGAGAUUGUGAUGCAGACGACGCCCACCGUACCAACAUUUACAGGCAGACCCGGCGAUCCAUCGCCGCCGGUCUUCGAACAAAUAUUCAAAAAUGCCAGAUUCGCGCAGGGUGGAAACGCAAUUUUCGAAGGUCGCGUGAGAGGAAAUCCAAAACCUAUAGUCUGUUGGACUCACAAGGGUGCACCGUUGUUGGAGUCAUGGAAGAUUCACAUGUCUUACGACGAGAAGACCGGGGCGGUCACGCUUCAAAUAAACCAGAUUGGUCCUGGAGACGAGGGUGAAUACACGUGCAGUGCCAAGAAUCAAUACGGAGAAGCAAUCUGCUCCGUUUACAUUCAACCAGAAGGAUUUGGACCUCCUCCGCAGCAGCAAAUGGGUGGUUACAGGAAGGAAUUCGCGCAGACUUUCCAAUCCACCGAACAGAAGACCCAAACGGGAACACAGAGCUUUCAACAACGUAGCUAUCAACAAACAAUCGAUAAACGAAGCUACGUUAAUGGAACUUCCGUCAGCAUCGAAGAUUUCAAGGUGGACACGUUCGAAUACAGAUUAUUGCGGGAAACAGAAUUUCGAGAGUCGAUCACUCGCCGCUUCGUGGGCGAAUCCGACGUGCAGAUUUCGACGGUGGUAGAUCGUAACCUGGGACCGGUUGCACCUCCGCAAAUCACGCAGAAGCCCAGAAACUCGAAGCUCGUCGAGGGAUCCGACGCCGUUUUCACUGCGAAAAUCUCUGGCAAUCCUAAACCGAGAUUAACUUGGUUCAAAAACGGUCAGAGGAUCCGCGAAUCGCAACGCGUGGAGAUGAGCUACUCGAAUCAACAAGCCUCUUUGAGGAUCAGAGUCGCCCUGCCGGAAGACAGCGGCCAUUACACCUUGCUCUCUGAAAAUCCUCAAGGGUGCACCGUCAGCUCUGCAUAUUUGGCGAUCGAAUCGAGCGAUCAGGUGGAUCAAGCCUACCAGGCCCAAAGGGAGACGAUCAAAACUCAGCAAGUUGAAACGAUCGGCGAGACCGAUUCUGGAAAAGUUCUGCCGCCGAAUUUCGUUCGCACCUGUACCGACCGCGACGCCACCGAAGGAAAAAUGACCAGGUUUGAUUGUCGAGUAACGGGCCGCCCGUACCCCGAAGUGACAUGGUACAUAAACGGCCAACAAGUGGCCAACGAUCUGACCCACAAGAUCCUCGUGAACGAGUCUGGUAACAACUCUUUGAUGAUCACGAACGUGAGCCGAGCGGACGCCGGCGUCGUGACCUGCGUCGCAAGGAACAAGGCCGGCGAAACCUCGUUUCAGUGCAAUUUGAACGUGAUCGAGAAGGAGCAAGUGGUCGCGCCAAAAUUCGUGGAACGAUUCACGACUACGAACGUGAAAGAAGGAGAACCGGUUGUUUUCAUGGCCCGUGCGGUUGGCACUCCUGUACCUCGCAUCACCUGGCAGAAGGAUGGAGUGCCGAUUACACCUGGACCGGAUGUGCGUAUAUCAACGGAUGGCAGCGGAGCUUCGACUUUGGACAUACCCUACGCAAAAUUAUCGGAUGCAGCUUGGUACCAGUGCACGGCGCAGAAUGUGGCCGGCUCUACUGCGACCAGAGCGCGGCUUUUCGUGGAAACACCGAAAGGAGCAGCCCCCGAACCAAGACGCCUGAACUUACCCCGACCGACGAAAGUCAUCGAACCAGAACCAGCGCCUGGCCCCGAAGUGAUUUAUUUGAGACACGUGGAACGCGCCAAGCCAUACUUGCCCCCACCCGAGGAGGACAGAAUUUAUCCACCGCCGCGUUUCAUCAUACCGUUGAAGGACGUCCAUCAGAUCGAGGGUGGACGAAUCCACUUCGAGGCCAGAAUCGAACCGGUGGGUGAUCCCACUAUGAGGGUAGAGUGGUACGUCAAUGGAAGAGCUCUUGACGCGAGUUCCCGGGCGACUUCUAUCUUUCGAUUUGGCUUCAUCUCUCUCGACUUAAUUAGCAUCGUUCUCCAAGACAGCGGUGAAUAUUUAUGCCGCGUCGUAAGUUCGACUGGAGUCGCUGAAUCUCGAGCUACCCUCAGCGUGACACCACGCGCAACAAUCGAACAGACUAGCCAACACCCCGACAGUCUCCAGUACAUCCAACAGCUCGAGGAUUACAGCAAGUAUCAAAGGCAGGAGAGUGUGGAGGACAUCUCUCCACAGCGGCCGGUCUUCAUCCGGCCACUCCAGGAUCUAGGAGAGUUGCAGGAAGGUCGUAACGCUCAUUUCGAAGCGCAACUGACCCCUGUAAGCGAUCCCACGAUGAAAGUGGAGUGGUUCAAGGAUGGUAGACCGAUCACAGCUAGCUCGAGAAUCACAACCAUCUUCAACUUCGGAUACGUCUCGCUCAAUAUAUUGCACCUACGAGCUGAAGAUGCGGGUUCUUACACCGUGAGAGCUGUGAACCGCUUGGGAGAGGCUGUCAGCUCCGCAUCUCUUCGUGUCUUUGCACGCACAAGCGUUACAACAGAUCUGGGAAUCCCCGAGCAACAGAGGUACAUCGAGGCUGCCGAGGAGUUGGAAGCCUAUCAACAGGCGAUGCACCAGAAGUACGUGCAGGAGCAGCCUGAACCGACAAGCCCACCGGAAUUCAAAUCUCCUAUCAAGGAUCAGAACAGCAUACGAGAAGGUGGAUUCGCUCAUUUCGAAGCACGUCUGGAACCAGUUGGCGAUUCCGAUUUGAGAGUCGAGUGGCUCAAGGACGGACGCCCUGUGGAAGCUAGUUCACGGAUCACGACAUUCUUCAACUUCGGUUACGUGGCGCUGACCAUCAAAUACGUGACGAUUCACGACGUCGGUAUUUACACGUGCCGCGCUUACAACCGCGUCGGUGAAGCGCACACAACCGCCCAGCUGAGCGUGAUAAGCAAGAACGACGUUAUUUACGACAGCCAACACCCGACCGGAUUGCAGAAGAUCCAAACGUUGGAAGAUUCGAGCAGAUAUUCGCGGCAGCUCCAAGAGGAGACGCAAGUGACCCAGGCGCCGCGAUUCUUGGGCACCCUGAAGGGCACGAACAAGAUCGUCGAGGGGCAACGCGCCCACUUCGAGGCCCGCGUCGAACCUCAGAGCGACUUGACCAUGGCCAUCGAAUGGUACCACAACGGAAAACCCAUCACCGCGGCCAAUAGAAUUCAAACUUAUCACGAUUUCGGAUACGUGGCUAUAGACAUACUUCAAGUGAGACCAGAGGACGCUGGUACUUACACUGUCGUCGCUAGAAACGCUCUUGGCGAGGCUCGAUUAUCCGCCACCAUGGUUGUAGAAACUCGUUCAAGCGUCGAUACGAGCAGCAUGCACCGCAUUUCCUACGAGAAAACGCAACGUUUGGAGGAGUCGAAAUUCGUCGAGCCCCAAUACCACAUCGAGGAGAUAUCGAAAUCGAAGCCGAUCUUCGUCCAACCGUUGAGCGAUCCUAAGCCGGUGAGCGAGGGAAAGAACAUCCACUUGGAGUGCCGUUUGGAACCUAUGGGCGACCCAACAAUGAGGGUCGAAUGGUUCCAAAAUGGCCGCCCAGUCACCGUUGGCUCCAGAUUCAGGACUUAUUACGACUUUGGUUUCGUCGCUUUGGACAUCGUGCACUCGACAGUGCUCGACUCUGGGGAAUACACCGUCAGAGCCACCAAUCAUCUUGGCACCGCUCACACUUCCGCCUGCGUCAGAGUGAUAGGAAAGUCAGACGUCGUCACGGAAACGCAGCACGAGCAGUCCCUCGAGCAGAUUCAAAUGCUCGAGGACUCGUCAAGAUACCGCAAGACCCAACAAGAAGAAGUGACGGUGAUGCAGGCGCCCCAAUUCACCCGCGCCCUGCACAACAUCGAAACGGUGGAGCUCACCAACGUGCAUCUCGAGUGUCGUCUCCAACCUGUCGGCGACUCGACAAUGAGAGUGGAAUGGUUCGUGAAUGGGAGGCCGGUGAAGACGGGCCACAGAUUCAGGCCGUCCUACGAAUUCGACUACGUCGCCCUCGACAUCCUGGGCGUCUACCCGGAAGAUUCGGGGGUGUACACCUGCCAAGCGAGGAACCAAUUGGGGGAGGCCGUCACGUCCUGCUCAGUGAGGGUACACGCGAAGAAAGAUUUGCUCUUGGAGUCCCAACAUCCCGAGGGUUUGGAGAGAAUACAAUACUUGGAGGAUGCUUCCAGAUACAAGAGGCAGGAGAUGGUCGACGAGGUUGUCACCGUUAAACCGAGAUUCAUCACAGCUCCGAAAAGUCAAGAGAAUCUCCGCGAGGGGGAACACGCCCACUUCGAGUGCAAAUUGGAACCAGUGACGGACUCGAAUUUGAAAGUUGAAUGGUUCAAAAAUGGUCGUCCGGUUACGAUAGGACACCGAUUCCGUCCAAUACACGAUUUUGGCUACGUUGCUCUGGACGUGAUUGACCUGAUCGCCGAGGACUCGGGGACCUACACUUGUCGCGCUGUCAAUCUGGUUGGCAGCGACGAAGUAUCCUGCACUCUAACCUGUCGAUCAACUGCACAGGUUCUAACCGAUUCGAAGAACGAGAUUGGCCUCGAGCAAAUUCAUUAUCUUGAGGACAGGUCCAGAUAUCAAAGACGAGAGGAUGUCGAAGAGACGACCACCCAAGCCCCUAUCUUCACCACUUCUUUGAACAACGUCGAGAUCAAGGAAGGGCAAAGGGCGCAUUUCGAGUGCAGGUUGAUUCCAGUUUCCGAUGCGACGAUGAAAGUCGAAUGGUUCCACAACAAUAAACCGGUCAAGGCCGGCUCCAGAUUCGUCGAGACGAAUAGCUUUGGCUUCGUGGCGUUGGAUAUCAUGUACGCCUAUCCUGAAGAUUCCGGCACAUACACCUGCAGAGCAAAGAAUAUUAUAGGAGAGGCUAUCACGUCGGCAAGCGCAGUUGUCCAUUCUAAAAAAUCAAUCUACACCGAGUCCCAAAACGAGGAGACUCUUCAAAGAUUGCAUUAUUUGGAGGAUACCUCGCGAUACCAACGCAAAACCACAACUGAGGAGAUCAUUACUCAAGCUCCAGUAUUCACGAUGCCCAUCAAGGACUUGAAAGUCGCUGAAAAUCAAGCAGCUCAUUUCGAGGCUCGUGUAAUCCCUGUCGGUGAUUCCAAACUGAAAGUAGAAUGGCUUCGAAAUGGAGUUCCGAUUGCAGCUUCUAAUCGUGUAACAACGAUGCACGAUUUCGGAUACGUCGCUCUGAACAUGAAGUACGUCAAUCCUGAAGACUCAGGUACUUAUACUUGCCGUGCAGUGAACGAUCUUGGAGAGGCAGUGACAUCAGCAACGCUCUUCGUUCAAUCCAAGGCGGCCCUGCAAUUCGAGUCGCAGCACGAGAGCGCUUUGUCGAAGAUCCAGGCGCUGGAGGACACGAGUAAAUACCAGCGGCGCGAGGAGGAAGAGAUCGUGGUGAAGGAGAGGCCGUCGUUCACGGUCCAACUGAACGGGCCCACCGCCCUUGUCGAGGGCCAAAGCGCACACUAUGAGUGCCGCAUCGAGCCCUACCCCGACCCAACCAUGAAGGUGGAGUGGUUCCAUAACGGGAAACCAUUGUCCACCGGUCACAGGUACAGAACCACUUGUGACUUCGGGUUCGCCGCGUUGGACGUGCUCACGGUAUACGCGGAGGAUUCUGGCACCUACACCUGCCAGGCAACCAAUAGACUGGGAUCGGCGAAGAGCUCGAUCAAUCUCGACGUGAAAUCUCGCUCCUCGAUUAUUCGCGAAACGCAACACGAAAGCGCCCUGAAGAAAAUACAAUACCUUGAAGACGACUCGCGUUACAAACGGGUAGAGGAAGAGGAUCUGAUCGUUGCCGAGAGACCGAAAUUCGGGCGGCCAUUGAAGAACAUCGAACAUUUGCCCGAGGGGAAGAGCGCUCACCUCGAGGCGACGUUGACGCCUGUCAAUGAUCCAACUAUGGUGGUGGAAUGGUUCAGGGAUGGAAGACCUAUUCCUCAAGGACACAAGUUCAAGACCACCUAUGACUUUGGAUACGUCGCUCUCGAUAUUCUCUACGCUUAUCCGGAAGAUUCUGGAACUUACAUGUGCAAGGCAAGGAACGCUGUUGGAGAGGCUGUUACCACUUGCGUCAUCAGCGUCGAUUCGAAACAAGGCCUAUAUUUGGACACGCUUGAUGCUCAGCGUUUGCAGAAGAUUCGCGAGUUAGAGACCGUGGAGGUGAAGAAAGAAAUUGAGAAAGAGGUUGUACACCAAAAGCCCGUAUUCUUGACGCCAUUGAACAACCUGGAUCAUCUAAAGGAGGGUGAACACGCUCACUUGGAAUGCCGCGUCGAGCCUAUCAACGAUCCAAAUCUAAAAAUAGAAUGGUUCGUGAAUGGAGUUGCUGUAAAGACAGGGCACCGUUUCCGCAAAACUCACGAUUUUGGUUAUGUGGCUCUCGAUAUUCUUUACACUUAUCCUGAAGAUGCCGGCACUUAUAUGUGCAAGGCCACGAAUUUGGCUGGCGAGGCUGUCAACACAUGCACCAUCAAAAUUGGCUCUCGCCGUAGCAUACUUUUAGACACGCAACACCCAGACGGCCUUGAAAAGAUUCGUGAACUCGAGGCCCAAGGUCGUCCAGCCCGCUUAGAGGUCGAAGAACCACCAGUGACGCCACCGAGAUUCGUUACGGAACUCAGGGGUACCACCGAGGUCUACGAAGGACAAACAGCCCACUUCGAGUGCCAAGUUGAGCCUCUUCACGACGCAAACUUGAGAAUUGAGUUCUUCCACAACGGCAAGCCGCUUCCAUCGGCUUCCAGGUUCCACGUGACGUUCGAUUUCGGAUACGUGGCUCUGGAUAUCGGCCAUGCUGUUCCCGAAGACGCAGGAGAAUACUCCGUACGAGCGAUCAACGCUCUAGGCCAAUGCGUAUCCUCGAUCGAGCUGAGGGUAAUUCCAAGAGAUAAUAUUAUUCUCGACUCGCAACGGCCCGAAGGAAUGGACAAGAUCCGCGAAUUGGAGGCUCAGCAACCUUGGAAGAGACCAGAAGUGCCAGAACCGCAAACCAGGCAGAGACCUGUGUUCACUCAACCGUUGCAGAACAUCGAUGCCAUUCCCGAAGGACAUACAGCUCACUUCGAAUGCAGAUUGAUUCCUGUUGGAGAUCCCACAUUGAAGGUUGAAUGGUUCAGAAAUGAAAUCCCUCUUGAGACAAGUUCACGAAUAACCAAAGUUCACGAUUUCGGAUACGUGUCGUUGGAUAUCACUCAUGUCAGAGAGGAAGAUGAAGGUGUCUACAUGUGUCGUGCUACCAAUCCACUUGGUGAAGCAGUUACAACUGCUUCGAUGAAGAUCAGAAGUAAAGCGAGUAUUCAAUUAGACACCCAACAUCCCGAAGCGCAACGUAAGAUAGCCCAACUUGAAGCCGACAAAGGACCGAGUCGCACUGAAGAGCCAGAGAAAGUAUUCGACAAACCUAUCUUCACGCAAUUAUUGACCGGACCCACAGAAUUGUGGGAAGGUCAAAUGGCUAGAUAUGAAUGCAGAGUCGUUCCAGUUGGUGAUGCCAGUUUAAGAUUCGAGUGGUAUAUAAAUGGAGUCGAACUAAAAAUGGGAUCUCGGUUCCACGUAAGCCACGAUUUCGGCUACGUGACUUUGGAUAUCUUGAAAGUAAUCACGGAGGAUUCAGGUGUGUACACCUGCAAAGCAAUUAACAAAGCUGGCGAAGCGGUUUCCUCGAUAUCCUUGAAAGUGAAAGCGCGCUCGGCCAUCGAUGCCGAAAGUUUGCAACCGGAUGCGUGGCAAAAGAUCCAACUGAAAGAGGCAGAGAUGAACAAAGUGCCGGAAAUGUUCGUGGACACGACGCCUCAACAAGCGCCAGUGUUCACCAAACACCUGGAAAGCUACGACAAACUCGUGGAGGGUCAACAUGUGUACUUAGAGGCUCAGGUAGAACCAAGAGCAGAUCCAAAUCUGCGCGUGGAAUGGUUCAAGAAUGGGAUUGCUCUUCAAACUGGAACCAGACUUCGCAGUACCUUCGACUUUGGCCUCGUCACAUUGUCCAUCAAUGGCCUCAGAUCCGAUGAUUCCGCCAUCUACACCUGCAAAGCCACCAAUCUCCUCGGUGAAGCUGUGUCCACUUGCAGCCUGAAGAUCGUCGAUCGCCAUUGGUUGCUUGGUGAUACUCUUCAUCCUGACGCACUUCCAAAGAUCGAUGCUUUGGAACAACCUCAUGUCACCACAGUAGAACAACCAGAGCCGAUAUACGAAGUUCCAGUAUUCAUCACUCAUUUGAACAAUGUCGAGUGCGUGGAAGGUGACAAUGCGCACUUCGAGUGCAACGUGGAACCGUCCAAAGAUCCGACGAUGAAAAUCGAAUGGUUCAUCAAUGGAAAACCGCUUCCAACUGGAGCAAGAUUCAAAUCGACUUACGAUUUUGGCUAUGUAGCUUUGGACCUUACCCACGCUUACGAGGAAGACUCGGGAGUGGUGAUCGUCAAGGCCACGAACUCGAAGGGAUCGGCUCAGACGUCAGGCACCUUGAAAUGCACCAGCAAACAAAGCAUCUAUCUACAGACUCAGCAUCCCCAAGGAGAGGCUGGACUGGAGAAGGUGAAAGAAGUGGAGGACGCUUAUCUAUCCAAAUUGAAGAGACCGGACGCUGGACCGGAACAAGAAUAUCCGAAACCUGUGUGGACAGUGCCUCUGCAACCGGAGUUUAAGCUGGGUGAAUCUGAACCUCUUCAUCUGGAGGGCCAAGUUGAGCCCAAGGAUGAUCCAAAUUUGAAGAUCGAGUGGUACUUUAAUGGAAAGACUCUGGAGCAUGGGUCCAGGUUCAAGAUGACCAGCGACUUUGGUUUCGUCACUUUGGAUCUAACUGAUGUGUACGAUCGUGACUCUGGGAUUUACACCUGCAAAGCCUACAACAAGGCAGGAGAAGCCUUCACUUCGACCACGAUCUACUGCUCGACUAAGGAGAACAUCAUAGAGAAAUCCCAACAUCCAAAGGGCAAAGAAGGUCUCGAAGCGAUUCAAGAUCUAGAAGAAUCGUUGAAACGACAGGAAGGAGCUCCACCGGAGAGCGAGGAAGGUCAUCCACCUGUAUUCACGUCUCAGUUCGAGAACCUGACCAAUCUAUCUGAAGGGGAGAUAGCUCACUUCGAGGCAUCUCUUACGCCAACUGGUGACCAAACAAUGGUAGUCGAGUGGUUCUACAAUGGAAAAUCGUUAGAGGCCAGUCAUCGCACGAGAACGGUCUACGCCUUUGGCAUGGUCGUUCUCGAAGUUCUUGGAACCAAGAUAGAGGACUCUGGCACCUAUUCCUGCAGGGCUACCAACAAAUGGGGUCAGGCUGAGAUCAGCGUGCAAUUGGAAUGCGUGGACAAAUCUAAAGGACAGAAACCAAAGUUCACCACCCAUAUCCAGUCUCUGGAGGGUCUGAAGGAUGGCCAAUCGGCGCACUUUGAGUGCACUCUGAUCCCAGUCGGGGAUCCUCAUAUGAAGGUUGAAUGGUUCCACAACGGACAACCUCUGAGACACUCUUCCAGGUUCAAGAUGGUGUCCGACUUUGGAUUCGUCGUGAUGGACAUUGCUGGCGUGAUGGCUCACGACACUGGAGAGUACGUGUGCAAAGCAAGCAACAAAUUCGGCGAAGAUUACACCAAAGCCACGUUGAAAUGCUUUGGAAAGAGCGGGGUAUACCUCGACUCGUUGCAACCCGAUUCCCUGGCCAGAAUCAGGGAGUUGGAGAGUUAUGGUGGUGAACAACCUACCACGCCAACGACACCAGUGGCAGAGCCACCUAAAUUCAUCACGCAAAUCUCCGAUAUCACGAAACUGGUCGAAGGACAAUCCGCUCAUUUCGAGGCCAGACUUACACCUGUCAAUGAUCCAGACUUGAAAGUCGAGUGGUACUACAAUGGAAAGAAACUGCCUCAUGGACAUAGAUAUAGAACCUUCCACGAUUUUGGUAUCGUUAUCUUGGAUAUAUUGUAUUGUUACGAGGAAAAUUCUGGGGUCUACGAAUGUAGAGCUUUCAACAAGUACGGCGAGGACACGACUAAGGCGACUUUGAAAUGUUACUCCAAAUCGAGUCUCAUUUUGGAAUCUCAACUUCCUAAGGGAAUGGAAGGUGGAUUGGAAAAGAUCCAGACUUUGGAAGAUUCGAUGAUUCGAACAAGAGACGAAAAGAUCGUCGAGGAAAGAGGAAAGGCUCCUGUCUUCACCGUGCCCUUGAGCAACAUCGAUGGCCUUCGCGAGGGAGAGAGCGCGCACUUUGAAGCUAGACUUACACCCACUGACGAUCCAAAACUAAAGGUCGAAUGGUUCUGGAACGGUAAACCGCUGCGAACAGGCACUCGUUUCCGCACCUUCUGCGACUUCGGCUUCGUGAUCCUCGAGAUUUCGCCCAUCUAUCCAGAGGAUUCUGGCGAGUACAGUUGUCGAGCAACGAACGACUAUGGCGAAGCAGUGACCACCUGCACCAUGAAGUGCACAGGGAAACGAAGCAUCAUCCUCGAAUCCCAACUGCCAAAGGGAAUGGAGGGCACCAUCGACAAGAUAGCCGAGCUGGAAGGUCUUGGAAACGAGCCAGGCGAAGUGAUCCCAGACGACGAUACGGGGAAACCACCGGAAUUCAUCACAACUCCGUCCGACUUAACCCUAACCGAGAAUUCCUUGGCGCAUUUCGAGUGCAGAUUGACACCUAUCAACGACUCUAGCAUGAGGGUGGAAUGGUUCCACAAUGGAAAGCCUCUUCUGGCUGGAACCAGGAUCAAGACCAUCCACGACUUUGGCUUCGUCAUCCUGGAGGUGGCCAAUUGUUACCAACGCGACUCAGGCCUGUACACGUGCAAGGCGACCAACCGCCACGGCGAAGCAACAGUCUCGUGCAAACUUCAAGUCCGUGGACGACAAGGGAUCAUCUUGGAACCCCAGCUGCCUACCAAUUUCAAGACCGGAACGGAGAGUAUCCAGAAGUUGGAAGAGGCUUUGUACAAGAAGGAUGAGAUAUUGACCGAGGAAGAGACGCCCAAUCCUCCCAAGUUUACCGUCGAGUUGAAGGACAUCGAGGUAGAGGAAGGCGCGCCCAGUCAUUUCGAUUGCAGAGUCGAACCUGUCGGCGAUUCUACGAUGCGCAUUGAUUGGUUCCACAAUGGAAGAUCGUUCGCCACUGGAUCUCGCGUGCACCAGAUAAACGAUUUUGGUUUUAUCUCGUUGGAUAUGUCGUAUACUUAUGCCAGGGACAGCGGCGAGUAUGUUUGCAGAGCUACCAAUAAGUGGGGUUCUGCUACUACUAAAGCUACCAUAACUUGUAAAUCUAAGAAAACCAUAGAUUUCGACUCGCAGCUGCCUUCAGGCAUGAGUGGCGAGAAACUGAAGGAACUAGAACGUGGUCCAGUCAGCGAACCACCGCCUGAAGAGCCACCACGUCAACCACCGAAAUUCAUCACGCAUAUUCAAUCAGCGACAGUGGACGAAUCGGAAGCGGUCAGGUUCGAGUGUCGCGUGGAACCUAAGGACGACCCGAAUCUGCGUAUCGAGUGGUACAGAAAUGGAAAAUUGAUCCCGGCUGGACACAGAUACAGAACAAUGUACGACAUGGGAUUCGUGUCUAUGGAUAUCUUGUACGUCUACCCUGAAGACUCGGGAGAAUACGUGUGCAAAGCUAUCAAUGAUCUCGGAGAAGACACCACUAGGGCAUCGGUAUCCUGCAAAAAGUUGCCCAACAUCAUUCUACAGAACCAAGUGCCAAAAGGUAUGAAGAAAUCGGAAGCGUUGAUGCAGAUGGAAGCGACUAUCAAGAAAUACACCUCAGAAGUCCAUCUUACGGAGGACGAUCUCUACGACGCGGACAAGAAACAACCGCCUCGUUUCGUCACCCAGAUCCAAGAUCAAACCGAGCUUGUCGAGAUGAACAGCACGAAAUUCGAAUGUCAAUUGGCGCCUGUCGGCGAUCCAAACAUGAAGGUCGAAUGGUUCUUCAAUGGCAAACCUCUACCGCAUAAGAACAGAUUCACCCCUAUUUACGACUUUGGUUACGUGGCCAUGAAUUUCGGCUGGGUCUAUCCCGAAGACAGCGGCGAAUACCUUUGCAAGGCCACGAAUCUUUAUGGGAUGGACGAGACACGGGCGGUGAUUCGAACGGCUGGCAAGCCUGGAAUUAUUUACGAGUCCCAAUUACCGAAGGGCAUGAAGAGUAUCGAAAAGAUCAGAGAAAUGGAAGCUGCAUGGCAAAUAGUACCUGAGGAAGAAGGUGAAGAAGAGAAGGUGAGGGCGCCCCCAACAUUCGUGAGCAAACCAGAACCAGUGACCGUCGAAGAGGGCGAUUGGUCCAGGUUCUGCUGUCGUGUCACUGGUCACCCAAGACCCCGUGUCAUGUGGAUCAUCAAUGGACAUACCGUGGUCAACGGAUCACGUUAUAAACUGACUUACGACGGCAUGUAUCACCUGGACAUCCCGAAAACGAGGCAAUACGAUCACGGAAAAGUGGAAGUGAUCGCGAGAAGCUCAGUAGGCGAGGCACGUACCGAAACCACAUUGACAGUGAAACCACGAAGCGACGAUUAUCGUGGCGUGUUGAAGAACUCGCCAAGACCUUGGUAUGAUUACGGGCUGACCCAAUACCAAACGGAGCGACAGAACACAGAACUCGAGAGAGUUUUCGACGAGAGGCACCAUAACAUCUCUCAGGGCAUCGAGAUCGCCACCGAACACCUUGGACAGAAGGUCUACAAGGAACCAGAGACCGAAUGGCAAAAAUCUGUGAAGAGUAAGAAGAACGAGGAUUAUUACAACAAACUGAUGACUCUCGAAGAGGAACAGGUCUUAAAGGAGAGUAGAUUGAGAGAAUCCAGCCACCAGUUCGCCAUUCCUGGCGAAAAAGUUGUCGCCCAUUCUGUGGCAAAAGGGAUGGCCCAGCAAUACGAGGAGACGCUGGAUGACAAGAAGGAGGAGAAGAUUCAGGAGACGCAGCAGACAACCACGAAAUUCGUGAAGAAGCCACACACGACGGAAGUGGACAUCGAUAUGGAGCGCGUGAAAGGAAGGUAUCCUCCAGAGCCGUCGGAAUCCACGGUGCACGGGCGCGAGGUGCACGUAGCCAAGCAGAAGCAGAUCCAGAAAGAGGUGAAAGGCGAUCUGGAGAUCACCAGAAAGAUAACGGCCACGGAAACGACCGAGGUGGAGCACAAAGCGAAAACUCAGGAGCGCAUCGUUCAAGGUCCAACGAAACCUGCCAAACCUCCUGUGUUCACGAAGAAGAUUCAACCUUGCAGAGCGUUCGAGCAGGAGCAAGCACGAUUCGAGGUCGAAUUCGAUGGCGAUCCAUUGCCGACCAUCAAAUGGUACCGCGAGGAUUUCCCCAUACAGAACUCUCCGGAUCUUCAGAUCUACACGUUCAGCACGAAAUCGGUGUUGAUCAUUCGCCAAGUUUUCAUGGAGGAUUCCGGUGUGUUCUCCGUGAUCGCUGAGAAUCGCGGUGGGAAGGCGAAAUGCAGUGCGAAUUUGGUGGUAGAGGAGCGUAGAAGGCAACCGGGCAGAGGUGGAGUGGUGCCACCUAGCUUCCUAUCCACCAUUCAAAGCACCUCGGUCACCACUGGCCAACUGGCUAGAUUUGACGCCAAAGUGACCGGAACUAAGCCUUUGGAUGUUUAUUGGUUGAAGAACGGCAAGAAAGUGACGGCAGACAUUCGUUACAAGACACUCGAAGAGGACAACACCUACACCCUGUUGAUUCUGGAAACCAUACCAGAAGAUUCGGGCAAAUAUGAAUGCGUCGCGAUAAACAGCGCUGGAGAGGCGCGUUGCGACGCCGAGUGCACGGUCCGUGGCCCUCAAUCUCCCGCCAAAACCGCGAAACCAACGACACCUGGCGUUGAGAAGGCGCCGCAGGUGUUGGAGCCGUUGAAAGAUCAAACUAUCAGAGAGGGUACGUCGGUCGCGUUCGCGUGUAGGAUCACUGGGAAACCGGUACCCACGGUGCAAUGGAAGAAAGGCGACAAGGUUAUCAAACCAUCUAAAUAUUUCCAAAUGCAAAAGGAUGGCGACCUCUGCACCUUGAGAAUCUCUGAGGCAUUCCCCGAAGAUGAGGGAGUUUACAAGUGCAUUGCCAAGAAUCCAGCCGGUGAUGUGACCACUUCAGCAAACCUCAGAGUUCUUGCCCCCGAUGCAGCUGAUAUUCUCCCCAAAUUGUCACCACUGAAAGAUCAAAUAGUAUUUGAAGGACAGCCGGCACAAUUCAAGACUCAAGUUACUCCAGCUAAACCAAAGCCAACGAUCCAAUGGUAUCGCGAAGGUGCCCUAAUUCCUCAGUCACCCGAUUUUCAGAUGAUUCACGAAAGCAACAACGCCGUGUUGCUGAUAGCAACCACGUACGAAGAAGACACUGGCACCUUCACCUGCCGGGCUACCACAUCAGCCGGCACCGUAGAAACUUCCGCCAAACUCAUCGUAAAAAAGAGGAAAGGAGCGUAUUACGAGGUUCCUGCUGAGAUGGGACCAGGUGUAAAACCAUCGACAGAUUAUGGAAGAGACAUUGUCCUAGAGCCAUUGACUCUAGACGAGAAUGGAUUGCCAAUCGAAAGUUUACCCUUGCAAUCUGACGAAUCGUUACCUUGGAGAAAGGGACGGGUUCAUCAUCGACCUCGACUUGGCGACGUGACGCCAUGGAGGAAAACGAAACCGAAAUCUCGCGACACAUCUUUGGACAAAUUGCAACCCGUGGAAGGCCAGGUGAAACCUUGGACAGAGGAAGCGGUAGUGUUGAAGAAAACUCCGCAAGUGCCUCGUGAAACGCCAAGAGAAAAAUUGGAGGAAGUCGAGUUGAAACCAACAAAAAUUGAGAAGAAAGAUAUUGUAAGAACUAGCCUUGAAGCGGUUGAUCUGAAACCUGUUGUUAGAGAAAUGACGAAAGAAGUAAAAACUGAAGAAGAGAAGAUCAGUCAAUUGGAUAAGACUACGGAAAAAGUUUACGUGGAAGAAGAGGAUUCUAGAUUUAUCAAAACCUCGAGAAGAAUAGAUGAAACUGUUCAGAGGAAAAAGGAAGAAACUAAACCUUGGACCGAAGAGAAGGUUACGUUAAAGAAAUCAAAACUCGAUAGGAAGGAGAUUCCUAGAGAGACUUUAGAGACUGUAGAACUGAAACCUUCAAAGAUUGUUAAGAAGGAGGUCGAGAAAGCUACUUUGGAGAAGGUUGAUUUGAAAUCUAUUCCUACAGUGACUGAGAAGAUUACUGAGGAAACGAUUUCGAAGACUGAGUAUCUUGAACAAGAGGACACGUCGAUGUUAGAUGUGACUAAGAUUGAAGAAGUGAAGAAAUUAAAGAAAGAAAAGAUAGAGGAAAAAGUAGAACAAGCGAAACCUUGGACCGAAGAGAAGAUUACCUUGAAGAAAUCUAAACCAGUAAAGAAAGAGAUUGAGAAAGAAACUAUAGAAACUGUGGAAUUAAAACCAUCGAAGAUUGAAAAAUUACCUGAUCGAAAACCAAGUUUAGAGAAAGUGGACUUGAAACCUGUUUCAACGACAGUGACUGAAAAAAUUACCGAGAAAAAGAUCACUGAAAAAACUAAAUAUUUUGAAGAAGAGGAUACUGCUUUAUUAGAGGUAUCAAAGACUGAAGAACUGAAGAAAGUAAAAAAAGACAAAAUUGAGGAGAAACCGGAAGAGAAGCCUAAACCUUGGACUGAAGAAAAAGUUACAUUAAAGAAGGCUAAGCCUGUGAAAAAAGAAGUUGAAAAGGAGACGAUAGAAACAGUUGAAUUAAAACCAUCGAAAAUAACGAAAACUUCAAUUCGAAAAGAGAGUUUAGAAACAGUGGAUCUUAAAGCUGUCACGAAGGAAACAGAGAAAACGAUGAAAGAAAUCGUACAAAAGACUGAUUACAUGGAACAAGAAGACACGACAUUGCUUGAUAUUUCCAAAGAUACGCAAGUGAAGAAAACGAGGAAAGAGUCGAUCUCAGUGGAAAAGGUGGAACAAGCUAAACCUUGGACGGAAGAGAAAAUAACAUUGAAAAAAGCCAAACCUGAAAAGAAAGAAAUAUCGAAAGAAACGUUCGAAACUGUACAAUUAAAACCAUCCAGGCCAGAAAAGGCAGAUAUAGAAAAAUUGAGUCUCGAAGAGGUAGAUUUGAAACCUAUUCCUAAGAAAGAAGUUCCUAAAAAAUCUGAAGAAAAAGAGGUGGUCGUUGAAGAAGAUGAUACGACUCUUCUUCAGGUCACCAAGGAUACCGAAACUACUGUCAAGAUCGAUAAAAAAGUAAAGAAAAAGGAAGAAGUUGAAAGAAAAAUUUCAGAAACUAAGCCUUGGACUGAAGAGAAAAUAACCUUAAAGAAAGCUAAAGUCGAGCAGAAAGAAGUUCGAAGGGAAAGUUUGGAAGAAGUGAUCUUGAAACCAACUAAAACAGAAAAAAGAGAAAUAAAGAAGGAAACAUUGGAGAAAGUAGAUUUGCAAAAAAUGAUUGACAAAACUCAAUUUGUAGAGAAAGAAGAUACGAAAGUCUUGAAAAUAGACAGAGAAGAAAAAAUUGAGGAAGACAAAACAGAAAAAGUAGCGACUUGGAGAAAAGAAAGGAAACCGAAGGAACAGAUACCAUAUCAUGAGGAAGAAGAUAAAACGAUAUUAGAUGUAGGGAAAGAUGUCGAAUUCACGGAGAAACAGAAGGAAGUGCCAGUACCUUGGGUCAGAGGCAAGAAAAAACCCACAGAAAAAAUUCCUUAUCACGAAGAAGAGGAUACUACUCUCCUUGACGUUGAAAAGACUGAAAAGACGACUGAGAAACAGGCGAAGGAGGAAGUGCCGGUUCCAUGGGCGCGAGGAAAGAAAGCAAAGGAAGAAAAACCAGAAGUUCUACAAAUACAACUUGAUGAAAAACCAGUAGAGGAAGAAGAAAAAUUGGAAACAAUGCAAGUUCCAUGGCUUCGAGAUAAGAAGGUGACAAAGAAGAUACCGGAAAAGAAAGAGGAACCGGUUGAGGAUAUCAAAUCUGUCAUGUUGAAACCAGUCAGGCGCGAACGUGUACCGGAAGAGAAAGAGAAACUAGAAGAAGUAACAUUGAAGCCUGUCAAACGCAUUCCACGUGAAGAAGAAGAGAAGGAGGAAGUGCAAUUGAAACCCAUUCCGAAAUCCAAACCUGAAGAGAAACCACGUGAAGAAGUGACAUUGAAACCAUUCCAAAAACCGAAACCAGAAGAAGAGAAAUUGAAGAAACCAGAAUUGAAACCAUUCGAGAAACCUAAACCUGAAGCACCAGAAGAGGAAAAAGUACAGUUAAAAUCAUUUAAACGAGAAAAACCGGAAGAAAAACCAACUGUAAUCCCAAAAACACUUCCGGAAAAACCACAAGAAAAAGAAAUAAAGGAAGUUGAAGAAAUAUCAUGGAAACCAAAAAAACCGUCGAUUCCUGAAACACCUGUUGAAAAAAUAGCAGAAAAGAUUGUAGAGGAAAAAGUAAUUAAAAAGGAAGAAGAAACGAUCGAAGAUUUCAAAUCAAUAGCUUUGAAACCGGUUAAACGAGAGAAAAAACCUGAGGAACGGGAAGAUAAGGAGGAAAUCACAUUGAAACCAGUGAAACGUAUUCCUCAAAAGGAAGAAAGCACUGAGGAAAUUAAAUUGAAACCGGUAGAGAAACCAAAACCAGAGAAGAAGAUCGAAGAGAAAGAAGAGAAAAUCUUGAAACCAAUCGAACAAGAAAAACCAAUUGAAUCAGAAUUACCUUGGCGACGUGACAAAAAGAAACCUAUCGAGCAAAAAGUUACCGAAAUCACAAUUGAAGAGAAAAAAAUGGAAGAAGAACAACCAGAAGUUAGUUGGCGUAAACCACGGGAGAAAGUGCAAAAAGAAAAAGUGGAAGAUUUCACAACAGUUAAAUUAAAACCAGCAAAAAAAGAAAAAAGACCGGAUGAAAAAGUAGAAAAGGAAGAAGUAAUAUUGAAACCGAUUGAGAAAAUACCAAAAGAGGAAGAAACAAUUGAAGAAGUGAAACUUAAACCAGCAAAAUUGGAGAAACCAGAAACAGUUGAAAAUGGUGAAAUUCUUGAAGAAAAGACUGAAUUGCCAUGGCGGCGUGGUAAAAAAACAACAGAGAAAUUAGCAAAGGAAAAAGUGAAAUCCGAACAAUUACUGAAACCUGAAGAAGAAGUACCUAAAAGGAUCGAGGAACAAAUAAUAUUUAAACGUAAAGAUGAGAAACCUGAGGAAAAAGAAAUACCAGAGAUUAAAUUAAAACCAGUUAAACACAUAGAAAAACCAAAAGAAGAAAAGCCUGAAGAAGUAAAAUUAAAACCUGUAAAACGACUUCCUAAGGAAGAAGAGGAAAAAGAAGUAAUAACUCUGAAACCAAUAAAGAAAGAAAAACCAGAGGAAGAAAAACCCGAAGAAGUGAAAUUGAAACCUGUAAAACGACUUCCUAAGGAAGAAGAGGAAAAAGAAGUGGUAACUCUGAAACCAAUAAAGAAAGAAAAACCAGAGGAAGAAAAACCUGAAGAAGUGAAAUUGAAACCUGUAAAACAUAUAGAAAAACCAGCAGAAGAGAAACCCGAAGAAGUGAAAUUGAAACCUAUAAAACGACUUCCUAAGGAAGAAGAGGAAAAAGAAGUGGUAACUCUGAAACCAAUAAAGAAAGAAAAGCCGGAAGAAGAGAAACCUGAAGAAGUAAAAUUGAAACCUGUGAAACGUCUUCCUAAGGAAGAAGAAGAAAAAGAAGUGGUAACUCUGAAACCAAUAAAGAAAGAAAAGCCGGAAGAAGAGAAACCUGAAGAAGUAAAAUUGAAACCUGUGAAACGUCUUCCUAAGGAAGAAGAGGAAAAAGAAGUGGUAACUCUGAAACCAAUAAAGAAAGAAAAACCAGAGGAAGAAAAACCUGAAGAAGUGAAAUUAAAACCUGUGAAACGUCUUCCUAAGGAAGAAGAAGAAAAAGAAGUGGUAACUCUGAAACCAAUAAAGAAAGAAGAGCCGGAAGAAGAGAAACCUGAAGAAGUAAAAUUGAAACCUGUGAAACGACUUCCUAAGGAAGAAGAGGAAAAAGAAGUGGUAACUCUGAAACCAAUAAAGAAAGAAAAACUAGAGGAAGAAAAACCUGAAGAAGUGAAAUUGAAACCUAUAAUAAAGAAAGAAAAACUAGAGGAAGAAAAACCUGAAGAAGUGAAAUUGAAACCUGUAAAACAUGUAGAAAAACCAGAGGAAGAAAAACCUGAAGAAGUGAAAUUGAAACCUGUAAAACGACUUCCUAAGGAAGAAGAGGAAAAAGAAGUGGUAACUCUGAAACCAAUAAAGAAAGAAAAGCCGGAAGAAGAGAAACCUGAAGAAGUAAAAUUGAAACCUGUGAAACGUCUUCCUAAGGAAGAAGAGAAAAAAGAAGUGGUAACUCUGAAACCAAUAAAGAAAGAAAAACCAGAGGAAGAAAAACCUGAAGAAGUGAAAUUAAAACCUCUGAAACAUGUAGAAAAACCAAAAGAAGAAAAACCAGAGGAAGUCAAAUUAAAACCUGUCAAGCUUCUGCCAAAGGAAGAAGAAGAAAAAGAGGAAGUAAUUUUGAAACCGAUAAAGAAAGAAAAGCCAGAAGAAGAAAAACCUGAAGAAGUUAAAUUAAAACCAAUCAAACAUUCUGAGAAACCAAAAGAGGAAAAACCGGAAGAAGUGAAAUUAGAACCAGUUCCAAAACCUGUUCCUGAAAAAAUUGAAGAGAAACCUGAAGAUGAGGAGGAAAAAGUAUUACCAUGGCGUCGUGGCAAGAAGACAAAGAAGAUUGUCGAUUUCCGAGAAGAAGUCACGGUGGUACCAAUCGAUCAAGAGAAAAUGAUUACAGAGGUACACGAAGAAGAGACAAAGAUCGUGGAACAAAAAGUAGAGGCUAAAAAAAUAAUCCAAAUGGAGGUAAAAGAAAUCAAAGAGGAGAAACCGGAAGAAACUGCACUUCCAUGGAGAAGACCGACAAAAGAAGUAAAAGAGAUCAUCGAAGAAAAAGUCGUAGUUGAAGAAAUUAAACCUGAAACGGUACUCAAGGAAGAUAAAGUUAUUGAAGAUGUCACUGAAACAUCGGAAGUCUCUUGGAGAAAGAGGCGAAAACCGAAGAAACCGGAAGAAGAAAAAGAAGUAGUCGAGUUGAAACCAGUCGAGAAACGCGAGGAGUUUGUAGAAAGAAUAGAAGAAAUCGUUCUGAAACCUGUCAAAAAGGAAAAAGUACCCGAAGAAGUCGAGAAAGAUGAAAUUCGUCUGAAACCUGUUCCCAAAAAACCACAGGAGGAAGAAGUACCCGAAAAGGUGACUUUGAAACCUGUCAAGAGGGAGAAACUCGAGGAGAAACCUAAGAAGGAAGAAAUAUCAGAAUUGAAACCGGUAAAAUUAGAAAAACCGAAGAAACUUGAAGAAGAAGAGAUAGAGGAAGAGAAGGUGACCGAAAUAUCAUGGAGGAAACCUAAAAAGAAACCAGAAGAGAUACCUGUACCUGUAGAAAAAGAAGUUCAAGUGAUCGAAGCGACUAAAGUGGAAAAGAUUGUUGAAGAUGUAGUCGAGGUCGAGAAGAAAAAAGUCCAAGUUGAGGAUCGUAGGAGAAAACACAAGCAACGUACGCAAGUCGAGAUAUCUAUCACGGAUAAAGAUAAGAAAAUUGCACCGAGAUUUAUUCAGAAACUUCAACCCGUUAUCGCGCAACCUGAAACAACCGCGAAAUUCACAUGUACAGUAUUUGGCAAUCCAUUCCCCGAAAUUACCUGGUACAGAAACGAGCAGGAGCUUCAUGCGAGUGAGAAGUACAUAAUGACCAUCUACGAAACGACCGCAACGUUGGAGAUAACGAAGGUGAAGGAGGAGGACGCUGGAAUGUAUUCUUGCAGAGCGUCGAAUCCGGCUGGAGUAGCCACGUCCACCGUCAAUCUCGUGAUAUUUGAAAAAGAGGAAGAGGGUAUAGCGCCACAUUUCGCGACACCGAUAAAACCUCUCAUGGUGGAGGAGCACAAGCCAGCUCUGCUCGAGUGCAUCGUCACCGGUACACCGAUGCCGGAAGUGAAGUGGUAUCGUGGGGAAGAAGAGCUGAAACCGAAAAAGGGCAGAGAGAUCACGUUCAAUCCGGAAACUGGGGAGGCGAAGUUGCGCAUAUUGGAGCCGACCGAGGAGGACGAGACUAUAUAUCGCGUACGGGCCGUGAAUAAAUUCGGACGCGCCGAAUGCAGAGCGAAUCUGGUGAUCAGUAACGUGGUGAGGGUGAGCAAACCGGAAGUUCUGAGGGCGCCAAAAAUCACCAGACCCCUGCCAGCCUUGGUCGCCGAGUUUGGAAAGCCUUUGACGUUGUCCGCUGAUUUCGAGAGCAAACCAACACCGGAAGUGAAAUGGUACCGCAACGGUGCCGAGAUCGUACCGUCUGACAAGCGUGUGAUUAAGAUUUACGAAAACACGACCGAGUUGUACAUUCCUGAGGUGACGAAGAAGGAUGGAGGGAAGUAUGAGGUCCGAGUGGAAAAUCCUGUCGGUGAGGCGAGAAGCUCUGGCUCUGUGACGGUGAAGGAACGAGAGGACAAGACGGACGAGGUGAAAGCACCGAGAUUUAUCGAGCCGCUGCAACCGCAAAUCGUAACCGAGGGAGAAGUCGUGAUCAUGGAAACACGUGUCGAUUCCUAUCCGACAGCCUCCUUCCAAUGGUUCCACGAUACUCGUCCUUUGGAGUCCACGCCACAGGUGAGGAUCGUAACGCAAGAGAACAAAUCGAUCCUAAUGAUCAAGGAGAUCAAACCCGAGUACUCGGGUACGUACACUUGUCGUGCGGAGAACGUUGGCGGAUCUGUCACCUGCACGGCGACCAUAAAUCUGUUGGAUACGCCUUGGGAGGAAACCGUGGAGCUGGUUUCACCGACGUUUGUCAAACGGUUGUCGCCGGUCAGGGUCAUGGACGGUGAAAGCGCCAACCUGACGUGCAUCGUCCAAGGAAAACCCACGCCCAGGGUCGAGUGGUAUCACGACAAUAAACCGAUCAAGGAGGGCAAGGAGAUCACGAUCGUGCAAGACACGGAAGGCGUUUGCAGUUUGGCCAUAACCGAAGUUUUUCCAGAGGAUGCUGGAGAAUACACUUGUCGUGCCGUGAAUCCUGUUGGAGAAGCGGUUUGCACGUCGUCGCUUAUCGUGGAAGCGUACGAGUAUGUACCGGAUUCAGAGAUCGCUUCUUCGAUUGUCGCGACGUCUCUUACUACAGGGCAAAGCGGUUCGGAGGAGGAUCUUUUAUCUCCAAAGGAAACACCUUUGUUCGACACGGACGAGGAAUCUGCGCCGGAGAUAGUAAAGAAACUUCCUCAACUAAUUCCUACCAAAGUCGGAGAACUAACCAGGUUGGAAGUGAAAGUGAAAGGAAAACCAAAACCAGAAGGAAAAUGGUACAAGCAGGGCGUCGAGAUCGUGCCGUCCCAAGAAUUCCUGAUCGAGGAAUUCGAGGAUGGCACUUCCGUGUUAACGAUAGCCGAAACUUAUCCAGACGACAUGGGUGAGAUUGUGUUCGAGGUGCACAAUCCACUCGGCGUAUCGACCACGACCACCUAUCUGUCGGUAGAAGGAAUCGUCGGAACGAAGGAGUACAGGAAGCCAUCAUGGGUCACCCAGAUGGAGGAGAUGCAAGAAGCUCUAAGAGCCACGCAAUCUGUACCACGAUUCAUUCAAGAGAUUACCGAUGUUUAUGCGAAGGAAGGUGAAACCGCGGUGUUCGAAUGCAUAUAUUCUGGCAAUCCUGUUCCAGACGUUGUAUGGUAUAAGAACGAUAAGAUGAUCACCAAUACCCCGAACGUGAAAAUACGUCUUUUGGACGAGGAGAAAAAGACAAUAUUGACAAUUAAACACGCGACCGAAGAAGACGAUGCCACUUACGUGUGCAAAGCUACAAGUGAGAUAGGUUUAACAACAACGAAAGCUAAACUACAUGUAACAGAAAUAACUGGCAAGGAAAUCUUCAUGGACGAAGAACAGUUCGAGGAGCAAGUGGUAGAGGAGAAACCUAAGAAGAAGCCAGAAGAAGAGAAGCCUCACAAGAAGAAGAAGCCAGAAAUGAAGAAGGCUAAAGAGACGAAGGAAAAAAUCAAAGGGGAACGUGUGAAGGUAGACAAAAAGGAGUUACAUAAAGAGAAACUGGUUCCCAAGGAACAGCCAGAAGAAAAGAAAAUUGUGGAUAUCGAAGAAACUCAAACGCUUGAAACGACAGAAAUUAUUGAAGAACAACCGACAGAGGUAACACGAGCAAAGAAAGUGGUGCCGAUCCAAGAGCCCCUAAUAACAGAGGCGACCGCGUCACUGAAGAAAAUUGACGAUGAGAAAGAGCGGGAAAUUAUACCGAAGACGGAGGAGCGCGCGAAGAGGGUGGUGGAGGAGCGAGAGGGAGUGGUGGUUUCAGAAAUGGCCGUCGAGGACACGGCCCAUGAUUUCACGAUAGAAUCGGUGGUCGAUCGUGCACAGGUCACGUCGGAGACAUUGCAAACCGUGUCCGUGUCGGAGGUGCACACGGAGGCCAGCGUCCAAGAGAUCAGACGAGUGGACACGAGAAGGAAAGCGAAGAAAACCGUGGUCACAGAGGAGGAGGAGCGUCCAAGAGAAAUCGUGAUUGAGGAGAAGCCGAAAAAGAAGAAGAAGGAGAAGCUGAAGGCGAGGGAGGAGGUGAGCAUCGAGGAAAUAGUGGAGAGACAGAGGGAGAGUAUCGCGAGAGAGGUGGAGGAAAUUAUGGAGACGCUUCACGCAAAAGAGUUCGGGCCAGGGGAGGCUCCUCUUCGAGAAUUGGCCACCAUCGGUUUCUUGGUACGCCAGGGUGUCUCUGUGAACGAGAUCAACGAGAGCUUGUACAGAACGGACAAUUUCCCUGCGCUGAAAACCCCCGAGGCUCAGAAUGCGCUUGUCCAAUUGGUCGAGAGGGAGGGUCAUGGGCCAUUGAUCACCCAAGUUCUGACAGAAGAAACGACUACUGACGAGAGUGUGGUGGCCGCUACCGUCGGCUUCCGCGCCUUCAUGAGGAUGAUCGAGUUGCAACACGUCACCGUUGAAGAGGUCCUCACUCAUUUCGCACCGGAGGACUUCCGGCCGCGAGCUUGGGAGGUUACAGAAGCCACGGAAGUUGAAACGGAGGAACGCAUUACGGAACGGGUGGAUGUCAUUCACAAAACGGAGGUCCAUUUCAUGGAGAGGAGGGACGAAAGAAAAGCCGUCCGCACGCAGGAUAUUCGAGACAUUAAAGAAUACGAGGACACACGGCAGGCACACACGACACUGCGCGAACGAAAAUUAUCGAAACCGAAGGAACAAAUCGAGGAGAGAAAAGAAGAUAGGGACGAGGGGGUUCAGGUUGUAGAGAUCGAGGAAAUUGAGGAAACCGAAACCGGGAGGAAGAAGAGAAAGGAUGUGGAAGAGAUUGAGGAAGAAAUCGAGACAAUUAUCGUUGAGACAGACUCGAAGCGCAAACUGGCUCAGAAACAAAAGAAACGCGUGGAUGUGGAAGAAGAAGAGAUCAUAGAAAAAGAGAGAAAAGAAUUGACACCUAAAAGACCUCGUAUUGGACGAGAUGAGGUUGAAAUGGAAGAAAUCGAAGAGUUCGAGAUAAAGGAAGACAGAUCUGUGCCUUCCCUCAUAUUAAAUGUUCCUAGCCAACGUCAUCAGAUAAUACCUUUGGACCGUACUAUCGAGCAAGCACUUGGUAAACCGGAAUUGGAAAAAGCUAAACUAACAAUGGACACCAUUACGCCGUUAACCGAGCAUUUGGUUCCUAUUCAGGAGAAAGAAAUCGAUGAUAUUAGCCAAAUUAAACUCAUAGAACGGAAAGCAUCCUUGUCCAUUUCGCCAAUGGAACCUUACUCCAUCACGGAAACAACCGUCCAAGCUUCUACUGGCGAAUUCGUGGGUACUUUCAAACCUACAUUCUACGAAGCGACAUGUGGUAUCGUGCCAUCCGAAAGUCUGGUAGUCAGCGAAACUCUGGCCAACGAUGCUGGAUUAUCCAGUUUAACCAUUAAUAAACAGGAAAUCAGUAAAACUGCAGACGUUAGUGUGACUCUUCAGGAAGCCACGACUGUUUAUGAAACCAUGGUAAGUCAAAAGGAAGCUCCAACGGAAGAUUUCGUGUCACCAUCGACUGUCAGAGCAGAAGACACUAUCCUUCCUCAAAUAGGAUUGUCUGUGUACGAGAUUCAGGAAGGAUUAACGGAAGAUAAAUUAGAGCCCUUGAAGACUUUACCGACUAAGCCUAGAGUGAAUGUCACUGCGGUUGAACCAUUGCUCGUGGAAGAGGUUAGAGCAGAGGACAAACCAGGAAAGUAUUAUCCAGAACUUGUAGUUCCGACAGAGGUCGCUACUGAGACCGUAAUUCCUCAACGACAACGAGUGACUGAGGAAAUGCACGCACCUGAAAAGGAGGGCAUGUAUGUUCCAGGAAGAUUACCACCUAGUCAGAAAGCACAAGUUGGAAUAUCUUAUGGAAACGAAACUGCUAUAGUUCAGCAAAAUAUCGUACAGGAAAGCGAAGGGGUAUUUAUUUCAGAAAGAAAAACUGACACUUUUGAAGCUACGCCCAAUGUCACUGUGCUUGAAGGAGUUUCCGUGUCCACAGUUCAAACUCAAGAUACGGAAAGUGACUUGACGAUUGAAGAGAUGAAGAAGGCAGUGGCUGAUUUGAACAUCAUUGAGAUCACAUCAGCAGUGACGAGUGAAACUGUGCCAUCUGAGAAAGAGAAAGAAUAUCAACUCGGAGACAAACCAGCUAUCAAAACGGCUGAAAUGUCUAUUUCCUUGUUGGAAAUCGGUUCCAUCGCGAGCACUAUCAUUCAAGAGUCUGAAGGAAUAUAUCAUCCUGAUCAGAAACCAACCAAAGUAUUGGCAGAAACUUCUAUCAAACCUGAAGAAUAUGUGCAAAUAUCUGAGAUUCAAACAGCGGAUUAUCCAUCUGAUUUUAAGGAAGAAUUGAAAUACGUGCAAGAAAGUGGAACAAUUGCUGUACAAUUAAUAGAGGCUAAAAUGAUUCAAGAAACUAUGACCCAUGAUCGUGAAGCAAAGAUGGAGGAAUUAGUAAAACCAGAAGAGCGUGUUGUAGAUACAAGCUAUGAUGCAAUUAAAAGUGUCGAAGUAUUCCAAACUACAUCCAUAGAGAAGGAAGCUGAUCUAAAAAUCUUCGAAAUGCCAGAAUCUCAUCGUGGAAAGGCAGUACCAACUCAUCCUAUUGUUUCAUUGGAGAUCGAAAUGACUCAACCGGAAGAUAAUUUAGGCAUGAUAAAAAAGGAAAUUCCAUCGUCUGGUAUCGCUAAAAUAGAACCUAUUGCUUUGCAAGAAACCAUAAUAGGUGAAACUGUGAUCGUUGAAGAUGUAGCACCGGUUCAAAAAGACAAAGUUCCUGAAUUCAAGAUGGCCGAAGUGAUAAUGAAUGAGAUUGAAAGUUUACGCACCACAAUGGUGAUAGCCAGCGAGAAAGAAGCUGAAUAUACUGAGAUUUCUGAAGUGAAAGGAGCUUAUGCUACUACAGAAUUUACUACACAGGUGGCGCCAGUAUUCGAAGAAGUUAGAACUCACUCACCGACAGAAGAAUAUAUCUCGGAAGAGAAACCAAUCUCCAGUGUGGCUCAACCAUCGCACGUUCCAUUAGAAAGUGUAACAAUUGCUAUGCAAGAAUUGGCAGAAAAGGAAGAUUUGUACACGACUGAAAUACAGCCAAAUAAGAAAACUGCGAUUGUCGAAUUGACCGAGCCUAUACCCGGUCCAAUUGUUCUUGAAGUUAUUUCUCAUGAUCGUGAGAAUGUGUACAGUCCUGAUGUAAAACCACAAGAUUAUACCGCUGAAACUUUAGUGUCUGGUCAUAAAGUUGCAUUAAAAUAUGAGACUUUGGUGGAACAAAGUACUGCUAACAUGAGCAUCGAUAAACCGAAAUCAAAAAAGGCUAUACCACAACGAGAUGCUUUGGAAGAAUUGAUCGUGACAGAAACAACUAUUGCCGAGACUGAAAAGACCAGAGAAACAGAUAUUCUUCCAACUAUCCAAAAUGCAGAAAUUGAAAUUCAAUCGAAAACCGAAAAAUUAACCGUGAUCGAGGUGACAAGUAUCCAGGAAGAAGAAAAAUUAGAAAUAGAGAAGAUACCAAAGGAAAGAAAAGUUGUACUGGGUAUCACUGAAGGACACGAGGUAGCUGAAAUGCAGGAGACUGUUCUAGCAAGUAAUAUUAAAAUUUUAAAGGAAGAAAAAGUCAAAGAAGAGCACGCUAAUCAACAACAAAGUGGAUUAGAAGUUGUAGAGCAGACAGAAAUAUCAAUCUCUGAGAAAGAGUCUCCUCUUCAAGAAGACGUGAGACCUGAUAUCAAAAACGUUGAAGUUACAUUCCAAGAAGGGGAGGGUGUUGUGGUAGAUAUGACGCAUCCUGAGUAUAAAGAGGGAAUAUUCACUCAAGAAGAAAAACCAAAAAGUGUAGAAGCUACAGUAGAUAUCAUCACGCAAGGAGUAGCAUCCAAAUUUGAAAUUUUGAGUGACACAGGCUUGAGUGAUUUGCCGCAUGAAACAGUUCAAGAGAUGAAACCUAAAACUACAAUAUUACCUAUCGAAGCUGUAGUUGCUGAAGAAGUACAGACGAGAGAAACAGAGGCACCAUUCAGUAAGAUUAAACCUAACGAUAAAAAAGCGAAUCUCGAGUUUGUGACAGGUGAAGGUUUGAUUAUUUCAGCGAUUACAACUGAAGAUAAGGAGAGUCUACUUCCAGAAACUGAAAAACCGAAAACCAAAUCCGCCAGUUUCGACAUUCCAACGCAUUUAGUAGCUCAGACCAUCGAGACUACUACUACAGACAAUGUAGGCGAGUUUAAACGAGAAGAAAUGCAUACAGUUACAGCUACAACUGAUCAUAUCACAUUCCGCAAUGUAAUUACAUCUGAAACAGCUACUGGUGAUCUUGAAAAAUCGAUGGAAGACUUCGUUCAACCAGACAAAAAAAUGGUCAAUGUUUCUUUUCAGGAGGAAGAAGGCAUAACAAUUAUUGAAACAAUUGCAUCAGAUAAAGAGAAAGAGUACUUCAAGAAGCUAGAAAUACAAGGAGAACAGGCUACUGCAAGCUUUGAUGCGCAUAAAGUUGCACAAUUAACAGAAAUCAAUCCAGCUGCUAUUUCUAGAGAUUUAACUGUACCUGCUCCAAUCACAGUAGCUGCCAAGGAAGAACGAUUACCAUUUGAAAGUAUCGUUCAAACAGAAACCAUCGUGUCUGAAACUGAGAAGGAAUUCAAGAAUAAACCUGUAAUCACUAAUAAAGCAGAGGUUUCUGUCAAUGAAAUCAUCAGUGCAACGACUACUACUGAGAUUCUAGCUGAUAAAGAAGAUAUUCUUCAGAUAUCUGAGAAACCAUCUGAGAAACAAGCUAGUGUACAAUUCGCUGGACACGUGAUUGCGGAAAAGACAGAAGUGACUGUCGAUUCCAGUGCUGGUAAAUUGGAAAAAAUAAAACCGGUCUCCGCAUUAGCAGUGCCAUCUAGCAUCCCUUUGGAAGCUGUGAUCAGUUCGGAAAUUCAACCAACUGAAGUUGAAGGACCGUUUAUCAAAGACAAAAAACCAUUGAAAGCUCUAGCAGACUUAUCCGUAGUAGAAGAGCAAAGUAUAGAAGUGUCAACCGUGAUCUUGGAAGAUAAAGAGGAAGAAUACAAGUCUAAAAAUUUACCAGAGAUAAAGACUGCUGGAAAGAAUCUGGUUUCUGGUCAUAUGGUAGCCGAAACGACUAUGCAGAUUGUAGAUUUCAGCACUGGAGAAUUCAUUCAAGAAAAGCCAUCAGGUGCUAUUGCUGUAUCAGAACAUGUUCCAUUUAUUUCAUUAAUAGAAUCUCAACCAAUUAUACAGGAAAGCGAAGACAAAUUCAUAUCAGGCCAAUUACCAGAAAACAAGACCGCCAUUAUAGAUCUUGAAGAGAGUAAGAAAAUCGUAACUGUGUCUCAAGUAACUCCAGCAGAUAAAGAAUCUUUAUACAUUUCUGAAGAACAGCCGUCAAAGCACGCAGCCUCGAUUGGAUUAGACUCCAUCCAUGGAAUUGCUGAAACAACCACCAUCUCCGUAGAAGAUUCAAUAAGUGAAGUGAAAUUAGAGAAACCAGACAUCAAGAAAGCACAAACCAGUCAAGAACUAUAUCAAAGCUUACUGGUCACGCAAGACAUCGUUCAAGAUCGAGAAAAUACCUUCGAAGGAAAGUUUAAGCCAACUAUUCAAAAAGUAGAAGUAUCUAUCGAAGAAGGCAAACAUGUGACUAGUGUCAUCGAAGUUAGCGCAGCCGAUAAAGAAGAGAUAUUAAAAACAGUCCAAGAAGAAAGAAUAAGAUCAGUAAUGCCGAUUAUUAUCUCUGGACACGAAGUAGCGGAAAGAUCUGAAAUUAUACCACAUUUGAGUACUAAAGAAAUGGACAUCAUUAAACCUACUACAGCCACUGCACAAGUAGGUCAAAAACCAUUCGAAACGAUCGAGAUGACAGAACAAGUACUGGCAGAAAAAGAAGUAGACAAGAUCGAGGAAAUAUCACUGCAGAAGACUAGUGCUCGAAUUGCCAUAGACGAAAACAGAUUUAUCGCUAUCACAGAAGCGACCACAGCACAAGAUGUCGAAGCUGAACUGUCAAUAAUUAAGAAACCUCGCGAAGAAAUAGCAAAAUCAUCGAUGGAGGGUAAAGAAGUCGCUGAACAAAUGGAGGUAAGUCUCAGAGAAGGACUGGGAGACUUACCUGUAACACCACGACCAACAACAUUCGAAGCUCAUUCAACGCAGACUACAUUGGAAAGCGUUGAUAUCAGUGAGACUGUUCCGCAAGAACAUAGCACAGUAUUCGAGGAAAAGAUGAAGAUGGACGAACGAAGUGCGAAAGUGAGUUUCGUUGAAGGAAAGAGUGUCAAUAUUUCUCACGUUAUUUCUCAAGACAAGGAAGAUACAAUGAUUAUACAAAAACGUGAAGAGAGCACAGCGGAAAUGACUCUAACAAAGGUUGGAAUGGAUGUAGCACAAAAAGCUCAGGUAUUUAUUGAACAGAGUACUGGAUUGGUUCAGCCGUUCGAGAAAUAUGAGGUUCAAGCUCAUCAUAAACAGGAUGCUCUAGAACCCAUUAUUGUGGAAGAAAUCCCAAGCGCAGAAAGUGAAGGAGUUUUUGAUAAAUAUCCAAGAACAGUUUUCUCUACAGCGAUGCAGACGUUCGAGCAAGGUCAUGGAAUAUCGAUAACGGAAGUCACUUCAGCGGAAAUGGAGUCUGUACUGAAAGAAAAGAAACUGGAUACUUCGCAGAUAGCUAAUAGUACUCUUAUCAUGGAACGUAAUAUCGUUGAAACAACUAUGAUCGAAUCUCAAAUUAGCAUACCAGAUAAGAUAGAACAAGUAAGCAUGAAGCCUCAAGUAGCUAUUCCUGAACAAGACACUUUCGAGAGCAUCAUAGUAAACGAGAACAUAGUGGAAGAAAGCGAGCGCACAUUCGAAGGUGUCUUCAAACCUCAAACUCAAAAAGCAGAUAUCGAUAUACAAAAAGUGACAUCUCUUCAAGUGUCAGAGACUAUCACGGAAGACAAGGAAAGUGUUUUCGAUGUGGUACCUAAACGAGAAGAGGUCAAAGCUAUCCAGGACAUCAGUUUGCAUGAAACCGUGAUUGGAUCUUUAGUAGAAAGUAUUCAGAAUAUUCAGGAAAUUCACGAGGAGAAACAAAUAUCAUCUCAAGCCACGAUGGCUCAAACUAUGAUAGAAACAGCUAUAAAAAUAGAGACAACUGUUGGCGAAAAAGAAGACACAUUUGAAGGAAAAGAUUUUAAACUUGAACAGCAAAAAGGCAAACCUCAAAUGGAAGGACUUAGUACUGUCAUUGUUACGGAAAUUGUUUCUAAUGAAAUUGAAGAUAUUUUACCAGCAACAGUUACUCCCAAAGAACAACAGGCUCAGCCUAGUCUUACAGGCAGAGAAGUUCCGGAAAUAACACAAGUGAUUGCUGCGUCGACUACUGAAGAAUUUGAAAAAGUAACUCAAUUGAAAAAACAGCAAGGCAAGGUAGAAAUGGAAGAGAUGUCUUCCGUCACAAUUUUUGAAGUAAUUUCUAAUGAAACCGAAGAUAUAUUUGCUUUGAAAACCACGCCUAAAGAUCAAAAAGCAAACUUUAAUAUUUUAGGCCGUGAAAUCGCAGAAACGUCCCAAAUAACCACUAUAACGGAAACAGAAGACCUUACAUUGAAGAGACCCGAAGAACAAAAGGGAAAACCUAAAUUAGAUGAACUGAUACCUCUUACAAUUUCACAUGUGGUAUCUGAAGAAGCAGAGGAAACAUUGCUAACGAUUGAAGUUCCAAAAGAGAAAACAGCUCAGCCAAGUUUGACCGGAAGAGAUGUUGCAGAGAUUAUGCAAGUAUUGGCUGUUGCUAGUGCUGAGGAACUCGUAGCAUCCAAGGCUCCGGAAGAACAGAAAGGUAAGCUACAAGUGGAAGAAUUGGCAUCUUUAACUGUCUCGCAAAUGGUUUCUCAAGAAACGGAGGAAACAUUGCCUACACCAGAAAUACCGGUCGAAAGAGAAGCCCAACCCAGCUUAAUAAGCAGGGACGUAGCACAAAUGAUGGAAAUAUUAACUAUGGCAAAUAUCGACACUUUAGCUGAAGAUAAAAAGCCUGGAGAACAGAAAGGUGUUCCUGGAUUGGAGGAAUUUGUUCCUUUAUCCGUGUCGCAGACGAUUUUCACGGAAACGGAGGAUGUGUUAGUCAGUCCUGAAGUACCGACAGAGAAAAUUGCUCAGUCGAGUUUGACUGGUCACGAUGUGGCACAAACAACUCAGAUAUUAACUAUGAUCGCUGCUGAAGAAUUAAUAGCUGAUCGUACACCAGAAAAACAAAAAGGAAAACCAAAUAUAGAAGAAUUGACAUCCGUUAUGGUUUCUCAAACAGUAUCUCAUGAAACUGAAGAGACAUUGAAGAAACAUGUAGCUCCAAGUGCAGUGACAGCUAAAACUGCAUUAUUAGGAAGAGAGAUUGCUGAAACUAGUCAAGUUCUUACAGUGACUAGUGUAGAAGAAUUGCAUAAACCUGUUCUACCAGAGCAACAGAAAGGAAAACCAAAUGUAGAAGAAUUGACUUCUAUCACGAUUUCUCAGACGAUAUCUCACGAGACUGAAGAAACUUUAGAGAAAGAGAUAACUCCAAAUACAGCGAUUGCUAAACCUGCACUGACAGGUAGAGAAGUCGCUGAAGUCAGUCAAGUUCUUACGGUGGCUAGUGUAGAGGAAUUAGAAAAAGAUAAAUUACCGGAACAACAAAAAGGAAAACCAAAUAUAGAGGAAUUAACUUCUAUUACGGUUUCUCAAACAGUGUCUCAUGAAACUGAAGAGACAUUCGAGAAACAGGUAACUCCAAGUACAGUAAUUGCUAAACCUGCAUUAACAGGUAGAGAAGUCGCUGAAGUCAGUCAAGUUCUUACUGUAGCUAGUGUAGAAGAAUUAGAAAAAGAUAAAUCACCUGAGCAACAGAAAGGAAAACUAAACGUAGAGGAAUUGACUUCUAUCACGGUUUCUCAAACAGUAUCUCAUGAGACCGAAGAGACAUUAGAGAAACAGAUAGCUCCAAGUGCAGUAAUUGCUAAACCUGCACUGACAGGUAGAGAAAUCGCUGAAGUCAGUCAAGUUCUUACUGUGGCUAGUGUAGAGGAAUUAGAAAAAGAUAAAUUACCGGAACAACAGAAAGGAAAACCAAAUGUGGAGGAAUUAACUUCUAUCACAGUUUCUCAAACAGUGUCUCACGAAACUGAAGAGACAUUCGAGAAACAGGUAACUCCAAGUACAGUAAUUGCUAAACCUGCACUGACAGGUAGAGAAGUCGCUGAAGUUAGUCAAGUUCUUACUGUGGCUAGUGUAGAAGAAUUAGAAAAAGAUAAAUUACCGGAACAACAGAAAGGAAAACCAAAUGUGGAGGAAUUAACUUCUAUCACGGUUUCUCAAACAGUAUCUCAUGAGACCGAAGAGACAUUGGAGAAACAGAUAGCUCCAAGUGCAGCGACGGCUAUGCCUGCAUUAUUAGGAAGAGAAGUUGCUGAGAUUAGUCAAAUUCUUACAAUGACUAGCAUAGAAGAAUUACAAAAACCUACAUUGCCCGAGGAACAGAAAGGGAAACCAAGAUUGGACGAAUUGACAUCCAUAACAAUUUCUCAAAUAGUAUCGAGUGAGUUAGAAGACAAAUUACCAUCUCCUGAGAAGCCAAGCGAGAAGAUCGCACAACCGCAGAUGGCUGGCAGAGAAGUAGCUCAGAAAACGGAGAUUCUAACAGUGACUACUGUCGAAGAGUUGGAGAAAUCAGAGAAACCAGAAGGUCAAAAAGGGAAACCGGAUGUGGAGGAAAUGAGUUUUCUCACCGUUUCCGAAGUGGUGUCCAUAGAAGCAGAAAAAGAAUUACCUGCUCCAAAAGCUCCCAAAGAACACAAAGCGCUUCCACAAUUGGAUAGUAUCGAAGUAGUACAAACAUCUGAAGUAUUGACAAUAACAAGUACAGAAGAACUUCCAAAACCUAAAGCUCCUGAAGAACAGAAAGGAAAACCUCAAUUAGAGGAAUUGCUUCCUUUAUCUGUGUCAGAAAUCGCAUUUGGCGAGGUGGAAAAGAAUCUCGCUACUCCAGACGAACCCACCAUUCAAACAGCUAAGCCUAGCUUGAUAGGCAUCCAAGUUGCUCAGAAAUCUCAAGUGAUUCCAUCAGUUGCGGCUGGAGAAUUGCAAAAAGAGGUGAAACCAGUUACCAAACAAAUAAUUCCUGAACAGAUACCAUUCGAAAGUAUCGAGCAAUUGCAAGCAAUGACCCAGGAAAGCGAGAGUACCUUCGUUGUGGAGAAAAUAGCAAAAUCAGUCACAGCUGAGAUGUCAUUCCGCAUGUCUGAAAGUGUGGAAGUGACGCAGAUAAUGGCUACGGAACAAGAAUCGAAAGAGGUGAUCAAAGGCGUUGCCAAAGAAGUUUCUGCUCAACCUGACGUGAUCAAGCACGAGGUUGCUUUGAAAACAGAGGUCCAGUUAGCGGACAUGGCUGAUGAAUUUAAAGUGAUGAAACCGGAAGGCAAAAAGGCCAAAGGUGUGGAUGAAAUUCAACAAAGUGUAAUCGUUACAGAACCGCUGAGUGCCGGUGAGAUUGAGUCAGAAAUGCCUGAGUCUGUAUUACCUUCCGCGAAGUUAGCGAACGUUAUUGUCGAGGCAGAACAUCUGGAACACGUUGUGGAAACUACAGAAGUACCAGCGCAACAACAUCACAUCACAAUCACACAACACACAACAAAACACGAUACGCCACAGUUGAUUGAAUCAGAUACAGAGGUAAUAGAAGAAUAUACGACGAAAUUCAGACGCGGAAGCAAAGAAGAUGAGACCGCGGCAGUUAAAACAAAGAAAACAAUUAUACGUAAGAAAAAACCAGAGAACGAAGAAGACAAUGUCGUUGUCAUUGAGGAAGAAUUGGAGGAUAUCAAGCCAAAAAUACCAUCAAUACCAAAGAAACAAUUUAUGCCGAUUGAAGAAAUAACGACUACAAUAGAUGUCGAAGAAAUAAUACCGACCAGAAUAGAUGAGGCCGAGGAAACAGUGCAAAAAGAAGAGGAAAAAGUACAAGUAGAAGAGAUUCAGGUUCAAGAUAUGGAUGAAAAUAAGAAAGUUACAAAAAAAACUAUACGUGAACGAGGAAAAACACAAAAAGUUAUGCAAGAAACUACGAUAGAAGAAAAAGAAAAGUUACCAGAAACAACAAUGGUGACGAAACCAGCUGAAACGAGAGAAAAAAUUGAACCAAAAGUGAAAAAAGAAAUACCUAUCAAAGAAGAACUACCAGAAGAAGAAACGAAACCACAAAUUUUACCACCGUUAAAAUAUAUUACACCUAAAGAACUAGUUGAGGAAAAAACUACAGUGACAGAAGAAAUAACAAUAGAAGGUAAACCAAAAAAGACAACAAAGAAAAAAAUAACUACAAAAAAAGGUAAGCAACAGCAAGUGACAGAAGUAGUUACAGUAGAAGAGGAAGGAAAGGCACCUGAAACAACUGUAACAGAAGGACCGCUAGAGGAAAUUGUUGAAGAAAUAAUAAAACCUCUUCCGUCACUAGAAAAAGUCAAGCCUACGGAAGUAGAGGAGAUAAAGGAACAGGUAACUGUAACAGAGGAAAUUACGAAACUCGGUAAACCAAAGAAAACUAUUAAAAAGAAAAUCAUCAAGCGGCGAGGAAAAGAACAGCAAGUGACAGAAGUAGUUACAGUAGAAGAGGAAGGAAAGGCUCCUGAAACAACUGUAACAGAAGGACCGCUUGAGGAAAUUGUUGAAGUAACAAUAAAACCUCUUCCGGCACUAGAA